Messenger RNA from Porites lobata, 51483 nucleotides. NCBI's taxonomy places the organism in Eukaryota, Metazoa, Cnidaria, Anthozoa, Scleractinia, Poritidae. The record is from the annotation of a GenBank genome assembly.
AUGAAAGGAGAUGGACCUUCCUUUGUUUUUAUUGUUAGAACAGACCAAGAUAGUAAGUCUUACAACACUUUUUUUUCUAUUCUUAUUACUAUUGCAAUCAGCUUUUGCAGGGGUAGCAAUUGUUCUGCAACAAAAUAGGAAAAAAAAAUGUAAAAUUCGGCAAGUAUUAUGGAUGGAAGACCACAAAACGUUCGUGGACGUAACACCAGUUCAACCAGCAUUUCAGUAUCGUGGGACGAAGUGCAAGCUGAGUUACAGAACGGUAUUAUUACUAGUUACAAUAUAACGUACCAGUCACUGACAGAGAAUGACAAUGGAUUUGUACAAGCUAGUCUGAAUGAUCGUCAGGCCAACCUCACAGGGCUGAAGGAGUUUGUUGAGUACAGUAUUUCAGUGGUUGCAUUUACAGUGAAAGGAGAUGGACCUCCCUUUGUUUUUAUUGUUAGAACAGACCAAGAUAGUAAGUCUUACAACACUUUUUUUUCUAUUCUUAUUACUAUUGCAAUCAGUGUCAGCGUUUGUUUACUUGUUUGUUUUUUUGUUCGGGUUAGUAUAGCAACGCUCAGGCUGAUUUCAUGAUCUCGUCUAUCGAUGUUUAUGUGCUAACCCUAACCUUUCUUGGAAUACAAUCAAUCGAACACACUCCUACGUGUAUUUCAAGGCUCUAUUUCUGAAUAAAAUAGCAGCCGCAUCGUCCAUUAAAGGAUGCGCUUUUGCAGGGGUAGGAAUUGUUCAGCAACAAAAUAGAAAAAAAAAAUUAAAAUUCGGCAAGUAUUAUAAUGUGCCACUUGCUUGCUUGUUCUUUACUUUAGUACCAAGAUUAGCUUUAUACUUGUUUAUCAGAACCGGACGGAAAACCACAAAACGUUCGUGGGCGUAACACCAGUUCAACCAGCAUUUCAGUAUCGUGGGAUGAAGUGCAAGCUGAUCUACAGAAUGGUGUUAUUACUGGUUACAAUAUAACGUACCAGACACUGACAGAGAAUGACAAUGGAUUUGUAACAGCUGGUCCUAAUGAUCGUCAGGCCAACCUCACAGGGUUGAAGGAGUUUGUUGAGUACAGUAUUUCAGUGGUUGCAUUUACAGUGAAAGGAGAUGGACCUACCUUUGUUUUUAUUGUUAGAACAGACCAAGAUAGUAAGUCUUACAACACUUUUUGUUAUUAUUAUUAUUGCUAUUGCAAUCAUUGUCAGCGUUUGUUUGUUUGUUUUUCGGGUUAGUAUAGCGGCGCUCAGGCUGAUGUCAUGAUCUCAUCUAUCGAUGUUUAUCUGCUAACCCUAACCUUUCUUGGAAUACGAUCAAUCGAACGCACUAUUACGUGUAUUUCAUGGCUCUAUUUCUGAAUAAAAGAGCAGCCGCAUCGUCCAUUAAAGGAUGCGCUUUUGCAGGGGUAGCAAUUGUUCAGCAACAAAAUAGAAAAAAAAACAAUGUAAAAUUGGGCAAAUAUUAUAAUGUGCCACUUGCUUGCUUGUUCUUUACUUUAGUACCAAGAUUAACUUUGUACUUGUUUAUCAGAACCGGAUGGAAAACCACAAAACGUUCGUGGGCGUAACACCAGUUCAACUAGCAUUGCAGUAUCGUGGGAUGAAGUGCAAGCUGAUCUACAGAAUGGUGUUAUUACUGGUUACAAUAUAACGUACCAGUCACUGACAGAGAAUGACUAUGGAUUUGUAACAGCUGGUCCUAAUGAUCGUCAGGCCAACCUCACAGGGUUGAAGGAGUUUGUUGAGUACAAUAUUUCAGUGGCUGCAUUUACAGUGAAAGGAGAUGGACCUCCCUUUGUUUUUAUUGUUAGAACAGACCAAGAUAGUAAGUCUUACAACACUUUAUUAUUAUUAUUAUUAUUAUUAUUAUUAUUAUUAUUAUUAUUAUUAUUAUUAUUAUUAUUAUUAUUAUAAUUAUAAUUAUCGUUGAUAUUGCAAUCAGUGUCAGCGUUUGUUUAUUUGUUUGCUUUGUUUUUCGGGUUAAUUAGUAUAGCGACGCUUAGGCUGAUGUCGUGAUCCCAUCUAUCGAUGUUUAUGUGCUAACCCUAACCUUUUUUGGAAUACGAUCAAUCGAAUGCACUCUUACAUGUAUUUGAAGGCUCUAUUUCUGAAUAAAAGAGCAGCCGCAUCGUCCAUUAAAGGAUGCGCUUUUGUAGGGGUAGGAAUUGUUCAGCAACAAAAUAGAAAAAAAAACAGUGUAAAAUUUGGCAAAUAUUAAAAUGUGCAUCUAACUUGCUUGUUCUUUACUUUAGUACCAAGAUUAACUUUAUACUUGUUGAUCAGAACCCGAUGGAAAACCACAAAACGUUCGUGGACGUAACACCAGUUCUACCAGCAUUUCCGUAUCUUGGGACGAAGUGCAAGCUGAGUUACAGAAUGGUAUUAUUACUGGUUACAAUAUAACGUACCAGUCACUAGCAGAGAAUGUCAAUGGAUUUGUAACAGCUGGUCCUAAUGAUCGUCAAGGCAACCUAACAGGGCUGAAGGAGUUUGUUGAGUACAAUAUUUCAGUGGUUGCAUUUACAGUGAAAGGAGAUGGACCUCCCUUUGUUUUUAUUGUUAGAACAGACCAAAAUAGUAAGUCUUACAACACUUUUGUUGAUUAUUAUUAUUAUUACAGGGCUUUCGGAAUUAUGCGCGGGUGCGAAAUCGCAUAAUUUGGCUCUGAGCGCAUAAUUCGCCUAAUUCCAAAAAAAGUGUAUAAUGGCGCAUAAUUUUCAAAAAUUUUGAAAAAUCUAAAAUAAGCUAUGUUUUUUUCAUACCUUGAGAGAUGUAUGGAAAUUUUUUUUCCCUUAAAUAUAGUACAUUUUCGUAACAAAUAGCCACCACUUCAUUGCAAAAAGCGUUCACAAAUAUCGCAAGUCAACAAGACAUUCCCGGCGUUCCAUGCAGCUGGUCGUUGAGGCCUGUGCUCUAGUUUUUCAGAUAACAUGUGCCAUUAUUGAAAGAAAUAUAACCAAUCACAGCUUGGAAAAGAACAAAAAAAUGCGGUGCUUCGAUUUAUUUGGCGGCAAAACAACUUUUUUUCCCGUGUUUUCUUAUUGAAAAUGGAUAAGUUUAUAUUAAAAACUGAUAAAACCAAAGAAAAAGCCAUGAAGCAUUACACUACAAGAGCGGGAUAAGCAAUAUCUCGGGAAGUUCCAUGCAGAUAACAAUCUCCUAUUUUGUUCAACUUAUAAUGUUGUUGUGGAUCACCACCGAAAGUCAGUUCUUGACAAGCACCUUUCAGCUGUUUCACACCUUAAGCAAAUGGAUGAAUCCUCUUCGAAGCGAGCGAAACAACAAACAUUAAAGACUUCAUUCAAGUGCAAAACUCCAGCUCACGAAAAAAGGUAAGUCUGCCAUGAGUGGAUAAGGGCCUGUGCUCUUGCAAACAUACCGCUAAACAAAUCAGAAAACCCACAAUGUGUGAAUUUCUUCUCUCCCGUGUAGUCAAUGGUGGCGCAAUCCAUAGGGGCACACAGCUUGGGGACCACUUAUUAGAUGUUUAUUAGAUGUUUAUUAGAUGUUUCUGCUUCAUUUACAAGCUUACUAAAUUGAAACAUUAAGAAGUUUUGCUUAAAGAUGUUGUGCAAUUCGCAUAAUUCGCCCAUAAUUCAGGAUUUUUGGCGCAUAAUUCGCCAAAAAGUAGCGCAUAAUUUGCUGAAAAAAAAAGCAUAAUUCCAGAAGCCCUGUUAUUAUUGCUGUUGGAAUCAGUGUCAGCGUUUGUUCAGCUGUUUGUUUGUUUUUUUUCGGGUUAAUUAGUAUAGCAACGCUCAGGCUGAUGUCAUAAUCUCAUCUAUCGAUGUUUAUGUGCUAACCCUAAACUUUUUUGGAAUACGAUUAAUCGAACGCACUCUUACAUGUAUUUCAAGGCUCUAUUUCUGAAUAAAAUAGAAGCAGUUUCGGCCAUAAAAUGAUGCACUUUUACGGGGGUAGCAAUUGUUCAGUAAACAAAAUAGAAAAAACAAAUUUAAAAUCCGGCAAAUAAUAUAGUGUGCCUCUCACUUGCUUGUUCUUUACUUUAGUACCAAGAUUAACUUUAUACUUGUUUAUCAGAACCUGAUGGAAAACCACAAAACGUUCGUGGACGUAACACCAGUUCUACCAGCAUUUCCGUAUCGUGGGAACAAGUGCAAGCUGAUCUACAGAAUGGUAUUAUUACUGGUUACAAUAUAACGUACCAGUCACUGACAGAGAAUGACAACGGAUUUGUAACAGCUCGUCCUAAUGAUCGUCAGGCCAACCUAACAGGACUGAAGGAGUUUGUUGAGUACAAUAUUUCAGUGGUUGCAUUUACAGUGAAAGGAGGUGGACCUCCCUUUGUUUUUAUUGCUAGAACAGACCAAGAUAGUAAGUCUCACAACACUUUUUGUUAUUACUAUAAUUGCUAUUGCAAUCAGUGUCAGCGUUUGUUCUUUUGUUUGUUUGUUUUUCGAGUUAGUAUAGCGACGAUCAGGCUGAUGUCAUGAUCUCAUCUAUCGAUGCUUAUGUGCUAACCCUAACCUUUCUUGGAAUACGAUCAAUCGAACGCAUUCUUACAUGUAUUUCAAGGCUCUAUUUCUGAAAAAAAGAGCAGCCGCAUCGGCCAUAAAAGGAUGCGCUUUUGCAGGGAUAGCAAUUGUUCAGUAACAAAAUAGAAAAAAAAAAAACAAUAUAAAAUUCGGCAAAUAUUAUAAUGUACCUCUUGCUUGCUUGUUCUGUACUUUAGUACCAAGAUUAACUUUAUACUUGUUUAUCAGAACCGGAUGGAAAACCACAAAACGUUCAUGGACGUAACACCAGUUCAACCAGCAUUUUCGUAUCUUGGGAAGACGUGCAAGCUGAGUUACAGAAUGGUAUUAUUACUGGUUACAAUAUAACGUACCAGUCACUGACAGAGAAUGACAAUGGAUUUGUAACAGCUAGUCCUAAUGAUCUUCAGGCCAACGUAACAGAACUGAAGGAGUUUGUUGAUUACAAUAUUUCAGUGGUUGCAUUUACAGUGAAAGGAGAUGGGCCUCCCUUUGUUUUUAUUGUUAGAACAGACCAAGAUAGUAAGUCUUACAACACUUUUUUAUUAUUAUUGAUAUGGAAAUCAGUUUCAACGUUUGUUUAUUUGUUCGUUUUUUUUUUUUCGGGUUAGUAUAGCGACGCUCAGGCUGAUGUCAUGAUCUCAUCUAUCGAUGUUUAUGUGCUAACCCUAACCUUUUUUUAAAAACGAUCAAUCGAACGCACUCUUAAGUGUAUUUCAAGGCUCUAUUUCUGAAUAAAAUAGCAGCAGCAUCGGCCAUAAAAGGAUGCGCUUUUGCAGGGAUAGCAAUUGUUCAGUAAACAAAAUAGAAAAAAAAAAUGUAAAAUUGGGCAAUAUUAUAAUGUGCCUCUUGCUUCGUUGUUCUUUACCUCAGUACCAAGAUUAACUUUAUACUUGAUUAUCAGAACCGGAUGGAAAACCACAAAACGUCAGUGGACGUAACACCAGUUCUACCAGCAUUUCAGUAUCGUGGGAAGAAGUACAAGCUGAGUUACAGAAUGGUAUUAUUACUGGUUACAAUAUAACGUACCACUCACUGACAGAGAAUGACAACGGAUUUGUAACAGCUCGUCCUAAUGAUCGUCAGGCUAACCUAACAGAACUGAAAAAGUUUGUUGAGUACAAUAUUUCAGUGGCUGCAUUUACAGUGAAAGGAGAUGGGCCUUCCUUUGUUUUUAUUGUUAGAACAGACCAAGAUAGUAAGUCUUACAACACUUUUUAUUAUUAUUAGUGCUAUUGCAUUCAGUGUCAGCGUUUGUUUGCUUGUUUGUUUGUUUCUUCGGGUUAAUUGGUAUAGCGAUGCUCAGGCUGAUGUCAUGAUCUCAUCUAUCGAUGUUUAUGUGCUAACAGUAACCACAUUUUUAAGUAUGAUCGUCGCAGUUGUAGUAGCAGUGAAAGCACUAGACCAUUUAAUCAGUCCGAGUUGCCCUCAGCCUCUCUUUCAAAGCGGGGUUAAGCGCAAAGCCAUUGAUAUUAAAAAAUAUAUAUAUUUUUUUUAUCUUUACGCAAAUUUAACUGAUGAUUUUAACUGAGCCUCGUUUUGAAAACAAGAGUUUUUGGUACUCGGAAAUGGCCUAUCAAAAAUUUCAGCACAACUACGUUGGACUUUGAAACUAAAGAGAAAUUAGCUAGUCUGUUGCGCCGUCUUCGGAUGACCGUGAACUCUUUCGCCAUUUUUGUUUUUUUUUUUUGGCUGCUAAUUUACUCAAGAACAGCUAAGCUGCUGCGUUGCUAGCUGGAAACGAGGUUUUCAUUCAUUGCAUAUUUGUGCAAUAUUAUGUUGGCAACUUUCAAAUAUGGGCAACGCCAGCUGGUCGUUAUGAUGAAUUAGCGAAGGGAUUGGAGCGAAUCAGAAACGGUAGAAUAUUUUGAAUAAAUAAUAAUUUUCAAUAACUGGUCGAUAAUUUGGUAGUAGUUGCCCAUAAAAAACUAUCUUAAAUGAUAAAGUCUAUAUACUUGAGUAUCAGAAUCACUGUCAUCUUGUUUAUCAGAGCCAGAUGGUGCACCGCAAAAUGUUAGUGGAGGUAACACCAGUUCCACCAGCAUUUCAGUGUCAUGGGAAGCAGUGCGGGCUGAUCUACAGAAUGGUAUCAUUACUGGUUACAAUAUAACGUACCACUCACUGACAGAGAAUGACAAUGGAUUUGUACAAGCUGGUCCUAAUGAUCGUCAGGCCAACCUAACAGAACUGAAGGAGUUUGUUGAAUAUAAUAUUUCAGUGGUUGCAUUUACAGUGAAAGGAGAUGGAUCUCCCUUUGUUUUUAUUGUAAGAACAGACCAAGAUAGUAAGUCUUACAACACUUUUACUAUUAUUAUUAUUAUUAUUAUUAUUAUUAUUAUUAUUAUUAUUAUUAUUAUUAUGAAGAUGAUGAGGCAAUCACGUUCUGAAAUUUUACCAUUUUUAUAUCAAACUUUGCUCUCCUUUUUUUAUCAAGAUUGAAAUAAUAAAAAAAAGGUUGAUGAUGCCAACAGCGAGGUAAACUGUCGAUUAAAGGCCGUUGUAUUGAAUACGCAACCUUGGAGAGAUAUGGUGGUUCUUGUACUUUAUAAUUAGUACUUGCACGACUAACCGCCUUGAGAAUGCAUGUUUGUUUUCUCAACAGAGCCUAACGCCCCUCCAUCUAAUGUCAAGUUGAGCAUUCGUAGUUCUACCAGUAUUAUGGUUGAGUGGGGCUAUGUUCCCUCAGCUGAUCAAAAUGGCAUUAUACUGAGUUAUACUGUAACCUACUGGGCGCUUCCUGGUGGCAGUCUGCAAAUCAAGUUAGUCAAGGCCCCAACAUCUAAAGCAACACUGACGGGUCUUAAUGAGCUUACCAACUACAGCGUUACAGUUUUUGCCUCUACUGUCAAAGGAGAUGGAAAUGUCAGUGAAUCUCUCACUAUUCGAACUGAUGAAGACGGUAGGUUUUCCAAGUGAUUUUUCCAUCGAUAGCCGAAAUACGAAUUACGAUUGCUAUUUUACAAAGGCUUCUUUUCCACUGAGGGUGGCAGAUUCGAGAUCUUUUCUUCCCUCGCCCAUUUUGUUGUUGUUGUUGUUUUCUGAGGCACAAAUCUUUAACUGCCUAGGAAGUAGCUAAAUGACAUAUUCUUAUGUUAAAUUCGAUAUCCUAAAACAGUGAUUUUCUUGCAAAAUAAAGCUGCUGUAACAAAAUUUUUUACCAAACGCACUUUUCAAAGAAAUGAAUAUUGGAAACAUUUUUUCUUUAAUAUCUUGAAUUUUACUUCUUGUUAGCUUUAUCUUUGGUCCUUCGUAAGUGUUUUUAACUGAUAAACAAAAAAGAAAUCCAUAGAAAUGAAGGCAUAAUAUGUUCUUGAAACAGACAUGGAAUUUCCCAAGUACCUUAGGUAGAUAAAACAGAAGUAAGUUUAGAGAGAUGACACAUAAGGGAACAUGGAAAUUUCCAUGUACCUUUACGGAGAUAACACAUAAGGGAACAUGGAAAUUUCCAUGUACCUUUACGGAGAGAACACAUAAGGGAACAUGGAAAUUUCCAUGUACUUUUAAGGAGAUAACACAUAAGGGAACAUGGAAAUUUCCAUGUACCUUUAAAGAGAUAACACAUAAGGGAACAUGGAAAUCUCCAUGUACCUUUACGGAGAUAACACAUAAGGGAACAUGGAAAUUUCCAUGUACCUUUACGGAGAUAACACAUAAGGGAACAUGGAAAUUUCCAUGUACCUUUACGGAGAUAACACAUAAGGGAACAUGGAAAUUUCCAUGUACUUUUAAGGAGAUAACACAUAAGGGAACAUGGAAAUUUCCAUGUACCUUUAAAGAGAUAACACAUAAGGAACAUGGAAAUCUCCAUGUACCUUUAAAGAGAUAACACAUAAGGGAACAUGGAAAUCUCCAUGUACCUUUACGGAGAUAACACAUAAGGGAACAUGGAAAUUUCCAUGUACCUUUACGGAGAUAACACAUAAGGGAACAUGGAAAUUUCCAUGUACCUUUACGGAGAUAACACAUAAGGGAACAUGGAAAUUUCCAUGUACUUUUAAGGAGAUAACACAUAAGGGAACAUGGAAAUUUCCAUGUACCUUUAAAGAGAUAACACAUAAGGGAACAUGGAAAUCUCCAUGUACCUUUAAAGAGAUAACACAUAAGGGAACAUGGAAAUCUCCAUGUACCUUUACGGAGAUAACACAUAAGGGAACAUGGAAAUUUCCAUGUACCUUUACGGAGAUAACACAUAAGGGAACAUGGAAAUUUCCAUGUACCUUUACGGAGAUAACACAUAAGGGAACAUGGAAAUUUCCAUGUACUUUUAAGGAGAUAACACAUAAGGGAACGUGGAAAUUUCCAUGUACCUUUAAAGAGAUAACACAUAAGGGAACAUGGAAAUUUCCAUGCACCUUUAGGGAGAUAACAUGAAAGCUAAAAAAAGGAUGGCAGUAUCCCCUUGACUAAAAAAAUCUUCUUAGUAUUCACCAAAUCAGUGGAUAGCAAUUAAUUUUCGCGCGUUCUGAUUGGCCCCCGUAACUCGGAAUAUCCGUUGAUAUUCACUGUUUUGGGACAGGAUUCAAAAUGGUUUAUCGUUUCGCGACAGUUUCAAAAGAUGAAUUUUGGCGAUAAAUAAAGCAGCCGCACCAACAAAUACCAAGAAAGAGACAAAAUUUGGCUUGCGGGUGUUUACUGGUCAGAAGAAAAAAAUUCUCUCACUGAAUUUGCACCAAAAUCAUAAAAAAUGAUCCCCGAAACACUGUCAAUUGAAACGAUAAACAAACCCUAAGUGACGUUUUUUAUUAACAAAAAGGCCCUUCUCGAUUUUAUCCAACUGAUUUGGUAAAUACUAAGACAAGUUUCCCCCUCAGGGUUGGUUCAUAGCGCUAGAUAUAUACCUCCAGUAUUCACCUCCCUUUCGGGGGAUAGUUGUAUAAUAUCCCGAUUUUGCCGUGGAACGGGCAAAUGAAGACGGGAACUUAAAAUUGAUCGAGGUGAGCAUGUUUAGCUUUGUUUUAGCAACUAUGGAUUAUUUUUUGUGAAUGAUAACUAUUGGAUUCGGCUUUCGUAUAUCAUGUUCGAUCUGCGGCAUUAUUCUUCAGACCAUACUCAACCUCACUGAAUAAUUGCUACUAUUAUUGAUUCAAAAUAUUCCGCCGUUUCUGAUUGCUUCAAAUCCUCUGGAUAAUUCUUUAUAACCAGCUGGCUUUGGCCAAAUACCAUCGAUAUCGUAUAUUGCCUAGGCUGCCUCGUUUCAAGGCAAAUAUCGCAUUGAUCAACCUCCAGGCGCGGCAGCCUAGCUGCAUGUUUAUUCCCGAGUGAACUUUAAAAAAUAAAAAUAAAAACACAAAACAAAACAAAUAUGGCGUCCGCGGGUGGCUGACGACGAAGUAGCUGACUUUCUGGCUAAAACUGAACGGAAGAAUUCAAGAAUUUGCAAAACAUAUUGCUCGAUGGAUGUUGUCUACCAUUGAGGAGAAUUUGUAAGGAAAGAAAACAUCUUUUUAUAUCCUGUAACCGUGACAAAACUUUGAAGAAAGUCUAUGAGGAGGUAGCUUUGUUUAGAACUUAGAAAUAAUAUGAAUGAAUAAUAGCAUAAUUGCCGAAUUUGGCUUUCGUAUAAUGAGAAGAAUUUGGCAGAUAUAUUGAGAAGUGCGUUUCAAACCGAGGCCGAACAUAUCAUACUCCGCCUCAUUCGAUAAUUGUUAUAUAAUCAAGGGGCAACUAAUUCAAAACUUGGGGGUUUUUCUUUGCAGGGCCUUCUAAAUCUCCGACAAUAACCAGCGUGACAGUAUUAAACAGCACCAGUGUUUUAUUGAAAUGAGAACCUGUUCCUAGUACAUCGUCCCAGAAUGGCAUUAUCAGACGUUACACCAUACACUUCAGAGACGAGGAAAAGAAAGAAAAUAGCUCACUGAGCGUCGAAGCACCCGCUAUAAAUGCAACUGUUAAUGGACUGAGGCAGAAGGCAGAAUAUUUGUUUUGGAUUGUGGUAGCAGCGAUUUCCGCCACUUUGCAAGAGAGUUUUGUUCGUAGUAAAUACGCCUAGUGUUUCUCAGUUUUUAUUAUAUUGAAUGAGAAUUAUUUGCUGUAUUGAUAAAGAUUUUGUUCGACAACUGUAGGCAUUUUUUUCGUCGUUCUGUAAUUCAUGUGCCUGUGAAAUGUCCCCGGGGUGAGCGCAUUUGAUCACCCGAAUGGACCCUAGUGUGGGGCAUUUGAACGGGAUUUUGGCUUGGGGAGGGGGGAAUUUGAACACAAAUUUUCAAAAAAGUCAAAUGCCCGGGGGUUGCCCGGGGGGAUGUUGAAGCUUCGAUUUGACCGAUACAUUAAAUACUUAAAAUGUGACUCAAAGUUGAACGAUCCUCUUUUCAAUUCAUGAAUCUUUAAAAUUUACUACGAACUAAACGAAAAGAAAACUGAACUUUCUAAGGCUCUCCCUUUUCAAAAUUCACCUAUACGUUGGCGUUAACUAGAUUUUCCCGCCUUCGCUUGCAUCAGGAAAAUCUCGCAUCGAGCUUAGGAAGGCAAACAGAUCAAUAAACACUCGGAAAGUUUCGUUUGUAUUGUAACCUUAUUUUCUUCCCGAAAAUUACAUCACAAAGUAAAACCGGCCGGACCAAGGACCACAUACUGUAUCUUAGCAGAAAACGAUCGUUAGUGUAGAAAAAAUGUUGAACGUCAUAAGGCAAUUUUCGUAAUAGGCAAUUUUCGAGUUUCGAAAACCCUCACUCACAAAAUGAGGCUCUACAACAAUUGCUCGGGAGAACUCAGAAAUGGCAUAUUCCUCGCGCCGCAUUGUCGACGUAAAUUUAGAUACGCAAAAUUAAAAUAUAACUCAUCAAAGAAACAUGAUUAUGCAGUGAAGCUUGUUAUUCAGAAUGUUAUCAACAUUUUUUUUUGAUGGCCUCUACUUGAGUGCGUAUGAAGAAAAAUUGAUUAAUUCUACACUUUUAAGUAAAUUGUUUUUGUUUGUUUGUUUUAGCCGUGCCGACAAAAUCGCCGCCUCAGGAUGAUGCCAGUGGAACAAAUGAAGUUAAAGUGCCGUUUGUAAACAAGGAAACUUUAAGCGAUGGCAAGCCAGUUAAGUAAGUCCGCUAAUUAUGUACUUUGCUUUACUCCAGAGCUGAUCCAUCCCGUUUCGUUUUAUUAAUUCAAGGUCUUGUGGUCUAUACCCUGCAUUAAGUGGUUUUUAAUAUAGUUGAGAAGCCCAAAAAGGAAAACGUCUACUUGUGCAAAUUAUGAGCCGUUAAAUAGAAUUUCUGCAGUCGUUUCUCAAACGUCAUUUCGUGGUGGCUUUUACGGUUAUCGGCAGGCUAAAAUUUUGGCUCUUUUACGGCUACCGAUUAUUUUUUUUUUUCAGUUACGGUUAACAAAAAAGUUAAAAAUUAAUUUCUUUUGUUUCAAAGAGUUAAAUAUUAAUAAACCUCUGUUUUUGUAUCUUUAAAGCAAAAUAAAGAUCUCAGGAUCAUCUCGGGAUGAAUUUAGAGAAAAUGUAAGGGCUGUCUUUCCCCAGGGACAAAGCAAAGUGUCCUUAAGGGACGGACCAUUAGAAAAGUGAUGGGGGGGGACAAAAAAAAUUCAUGCAAUGAAGAAGUUAAAGAAAAAAAAUUCAUGCAGAAGGAAGGUCCAAUUGUGACUUUUUCAGAAAGUCUGAGUUUCAGAAAUCAACAAUAUUACCAGGCACAAUAUGAAUAAACAAAAAUCACUUUCUCUUAUUGAAAGGAGACAAUUAGUACCUUGUUUUUGUUUUACAUUGCUAGUGUACCUACAACAUACACUGUAUACUGUAUUAUAAUAAAACUAAUAAAAUAAAAUAAAAUUUGUAAUAAAUAAAUAUUAGAAUUUAGUAGCUUUAUAAAUAUUCUAUAAAAUUAUUUGUGCCUACAAUAAAAAUUAGAGGAUGGGUCUUAUAAUACAAUGAAAAAGUGCAUUCACACGUAGUAGUAGUAAGUGUUAAAACUUUAACUGUUACCAACAUUAACUAGUCAACAACAUAAACAGCGACACUGCCACUGUAACUUUUAACAAAAAUUAAGAACCACAAAGUAUGGGUUUCAUUGGCAGCCAGACUAUCUGCAACAUACUUUGUAUAUUGCAUUAUAAUGAAUAUCAUAAAAACAUUUAAUUAUCCAGAAUAACUACUUAUCACCCAAUAAUUACUAUAAAGCCAAAAUAAUGAGUGCAACUGUAUAUUGUAUUGUAUUAGUCUUCAAUUUCAUCCUCGGUAGACCACUCAUCUAUGACUGAUCUCUCUUCUUCCUCCUUGUUUGGUUCUUUCUCACUGCAAGUUGGUACAUGUACUUGUUCUUUGCCCUUUUUUGCUUUCCUUUUUACUUCCUUCUGUGCAUAUUUCCUCUUCUUUUUCCAUUUGCACUGUUGCUUAGCAACACUACUACCAAAUCUCUUCAGUCACAUUCACGGACAACAAGAAAAUCGCUUAUAAUUAUUCAGAUCCAGGAGGCACUUUGGAGAAAUUAAGCAAACUAAAAUCCUUAAUUAGCCGCAAUGAAGAACUUUAUAUUUCAAAAGAGUUCAAAGACAAAAUGCUGUUGCAUCAGAGGGCAAAUCAUGCCGACCAGAAACAAUGACCGCAGAAAAUCCUUCAUCAGCAAAUGAGGUCAAAGCUGUUGUAGUUGAGAAACCCUUCCGGAAACCAAACUGCUUGUUGGACAAUAAAUUAUUGGUAAUCAAGUACUGAUACAACUGCAAGUGUACCGCUCUCUCCAAAAUCUUGCUCAGUGUAGGGAGGAUUUAGAUGGGGCGGUAGUUGGAAACGUUGGUCCUGUCACCUGACUUAAACAAUGCCGUGAUUUUCGCGCAUUUCCACAAUUUGGGAAAUUGACUAGUGCGAAUUGAAAGAUUCAAAAGUUUAACAACAGAUGGUGCAAUUGUGUGAGCUGAGAUUUUAAGAAGUCUCGCGCUAAUUUUGUCAAGACCAAUCGCUUUGUUUGCUUUCAAUGACAAAAGCUGCUCAAGCACAAAUGAUUGAUCCAAUUCAGUCAACUCGAACUGGAAAAGCGGGUGUUUUGAAAUGGAAUUUAAAUUCAAGACGGAAGUCUGUAUUGUACUUGCUAGAAUUCGGCCAAUGGAAGCAAAGAAGCUAUUCAUUGAAGAAGCAAUGGAUUGGGAUGUUAUAUGCUAAACACCAUCAGAGAUAAUACACUGAAUACUCUCUGAAGAUGAGUUCCGAUUGCAUGCUUCGUUCACUGCUUUCCACACCUUACAUGGAACAAGGAAAGCUUUGCGGGGCCAUGUUCAUCGAUCUAACCAAGGCAUUUGACACGGUAGACCAUCAAAUAAUGUUAUGCAAGCUACCCGAGAUCGGCCUUUCUGAAACAGCUCUUCAUUGGUUCCGUUCUUACUUAACUGGUAGACAACAGCGCACAUCAUGUGGAAAUGAGUUAUCUGAGGAACUUCCAGUCACGCAUGGGGUGCCACAGGGUAGCAUUCUAGGGCCUCUGUUGUUUGUGAUUUACAUACAUAACUUGCCAAAUGUGCUUGACUCCUGCUACGCGUCACUUUAUGCAGACGACACUGUAAUUUAUUGCUAUGGUAAAUCCUCAGAGGAGUUGAGUGAUAAGUUAAAUAAAGAUCUACUGGGUGUGGCGAAAUGGCUUCAUGAUCACAAACUGACUUUAAAUUUGGACAAAACUAAAUGCAUGCUUAUCGGUAGUAAUAGGAAACGCAAAAGCAAAGUAGAUUUGACUGUUUCAAUUUUAGAUCAUAGUAUAAGUAAUGUUCGCAGCUUUAAAUACCUCGGUAUACAUAUAUAUCUUCGGAUUUCACAUGGACUGAUCAUAUUGAACACCUAACUGGGAAAAUCAAUCAGAGGCUUGGGCUUCUCAAGCGUAUAAAGCAUUUAUUGCCUUUCAGGGCGCGUCUACUUUUCUAUAAAAGUCUUGUUAUGCCCCUUUAUGAAUAUGCUGAUCUAUUAUGGGGCGAUAAACAUAAUAUUACCCUUAUGUCUAGUUUGCAAGUUUUGCAAAAUAAGGCCGCUAAAGUUAUUUUAAAUAGACCAUUGUACUCAUCCUCCACUGAGGCAUUAGCCGUUCUCAAGUGGCUGCCUCUAGAGAAAAGGCGAUUUCAAAGAAGGUGUGUACACGUAUACAAAUGCAUCAAUGGCCUAAUUAAUCACGAUAUGGACUUGAUUAGACAAGAAGUACUUCAUAGGCAUAAUACACGUAACAAAGGAACUUUUAGAUUACCACGUGUCAAUAGAAAUUGGGGGAAGCAAAGAACACAAUAUCAUGCCGUUUCCGAUUUUAACUCCCUCAGUCAGACGAUCAAAGACUCAAGGAAUGUAAAUAGUUUUGAACGUAAUGUUUUUAAGUUUUUAACAUAGCCACUUACGUUUAAUUUUUACUUAUACUUAUUUUUAAUUUUUAUGCAUUUUUUGUAUCUUUUUAAUCCCUUUGCAAUUUUAUAGCUUUUUUUGUUUUUAUAAUAUAUAUCUAGUUUUGAGGUCCUUUUUGAAAUCCAUAUCUUUUAUGAAAAAGUUUCCUCAGUAAAGAUGAUUAUUAUUAUUAAAAUCAAUAUGCGUGUCACGACCUCUCAGUCUGAAAUAAGCGGCAAAAAUCACAUUUGAUCAGUCAAAACGUUUUCCUCCAGAGCAUAAUCUACCCGUCAGCGAAAAAGAAAAAAAAAAUAUUGGAACAAGCAGCAUUUUGGCAUGAAGUAAAAGUCAUGUGUUGCCUACCGACCCCCUUUUUUACACUAAGAAUCCCAGAGGGCAGGGACUGAAAAAAUGCACAGGGAAACCGUACACUCCAAGUGGCUUCCUCCUCUCUUACGGUGUGUACAUUUUCGAAAAGAUUUUGCAUUAAAGUGGCCUGUAUCCUUUGAUCUGUUGUGAGUGUAGAAUAAUUAAUAAAGCACAAAAACAUAGGUAAUGAAUCAAGAUUUCAUUGUUAAAAAAAAAGCAAUAUUUGUCUGAAAAAAAAUUCGCGCAGAGGGGUUCACCUAAAAAAAAAAUUCCUGCACAAGCAGUGAGCGAAAAAAAAAAUUCAUGCAAGCUGAAACUUCCCCACCUCCCCAUCACUUUUCUAAUGGUCCGUCGCUAAUAACGAGCUGUUUGUUUUUACGAUAACAAAGGACUGUACAGAACGAAUGUCUGCCGUUGCCUUGUCACUAGGCCUCAUUAUUCUGCGUGGCCAAUGCGUUUCGGGUCACGUGGUCCGAGCGAGUUUUGUCUCGGAUGCGCCAUAGAAAUGCUUUGACCAGGACCAGGUCAAUAACGUUUUUCUUGAAUGUUAAAAGUGUCCGAUGCUCCUAGUGUCUGGCCUUGUAUCUUUCGAUUGACCUUUCUUCACCCGUUGGAAAAAUACUAACAACAGCUUUCAAUACUGACACCGAUUAAGUCAUAUGUACACUGGAUGGCGAAAUCGGAGAUCUAAAAACAAAGCGCUGUCAACUCGUCUUACAAAACGCAGGCCAAGUGAGGUCAAGCAAGACUCGUGCCUCGCGCGCUUUCUUUUUCUUUCUCCCAGCAACCUCUCUGCGACACAAAGAGGCCUCUGCGGGGGAGAGAGCGUAAGGAAUCUAAGUAGCCGCGAAAUAAGAAACGCAACCAGUCAUAAGUGAGUUUAGCACCUUCCUUAAAAUCAACAAAUCCAGGGGAUAAUUUCUUUUACGGUUAACUCUUUUUAUCCUAUUUACGGCUAACGGGUUAAAACUUUUCAAUUUUUACGGCUAUCGACUAAAUUUUUGGCCGUUUUAAGCCUAUCGGUUAACCCCAUUGAGACCCUCAUAGAAGUGGCGUCGCGGACUGUGGGCCGUUUUCUCAGGCUAAUAAUUUGAGGGUCAAAGUUCACUAUGACCCUCUGACGUCAUAGCUCGGUGGGAUGUUGCCUACUUAGAAACUUUGGUGUUAAACAGUUUCUGAGCUAACUUUCGUUUGAUCCCCGAAGAAACCGCUUUCGGGGGAAUAAUUCCAUUGAUAUCUAACUGUACAUGAUAUUAGAGCGGUUAAGUAUCACGUUUACUGGUACGUCAAAUUUGUACCACGUGAACAAGUUUUCCCUUUUUGUCGCCUACUGUUCGUAUUUCUACACAUAAAUUAGUAGUUUCACGCAUUUUUUUUAUCCAUCAGAAUUUUCUGAGCUGUUUUUAUCUGCUCAUUUUCUAUUUUGAGAAAAUAUCAACUUGAAUCUGACGUGUGCCGUGUACCGUAAAGCUUAAACUCUCUAUUACCUUUCUGUAGCUAUUUUCAGAUAAUUGUCACACCAUUAAAAGAACAAAAAGAUUCGGGAAGCACUGCGGAUGCUAAAUACGGAACAGUCGUCCUGAAAUACGAAGAUCAAGAGGAAGGAAAGCCUUACAUUACUGCCGAGUUUCGAAAGGGUCUGUUCACAACAGAAUUCCCAGUUGGAGACGGGAAAUACUACUCACGAAAUGGUGUGACCAACUCUAAAAGAAAACGCAGAUAUCCCGGUAAGUUGGCUCUAAACCUUGGGGUCAAUCUCUUAUUUGGUGUAGAGGGGUAUGUAACACCUAACAGGGCAUGGUUUUCGUGGUAAUAGGGAGUUUAAGCAACUACGACGAUGACGACAACGUCAUAAAAACGAUCGAAUUCAUGAGCAAAACAACAGCUCUGCACGUGCAUCACGCUUUUUAGUACAUUUCUUUGACGUCCACUGCACGACUACGACGUGAAACCUCCCAAUGCGACGUUUUGUGGAGGACGUGGACAUACGGCGACAGAUUUUUCUUUCUCUAUUUGAACAUGGAUAAAGCAUUAUAUUUGACGAAUUGAACGGUUCCAAGUAGACGCGAUAAAGUUUAAAAGGACGCAAAUUCAUUUUUUUAGUGAUGUUUUCACUCCCAUCGUCGUCGUUGUUGCUUAAGGUGACUCGACCCAGUUAUUUUUUGAGGGUACCAUCAUACUUUGAAGCUCUCUGGUAUCCCCACCUUUACUUUGAUCGUAAGUCUAAAAUAUAGCACGGAUAACAUAUAGAUCAAUCUACAAUACAGCAUAAAAUUUUUGUCGAUCGGAGUAAAUGUCACGUGGUUAUAGUGCCACGCCUCUUUGGGGUCUGAGUCGAAAUUCUGCUGUUGCCGGCAUUUUUUCGUGACAAUCUCUCGGCAACAUAUAGUGCGCAUUAGUGCCUUGCGUUCAACGGAGUUUCACCAAAAUCGCAAAGACCCAAUGCGAGAAAUUCAGCGGUUUCCAAAUGUAGGUCAUAAUUUAUGCGAAAAUGAUAAGCAAACUUUACACGAUUAUAUCUAAUAAAUUAUGAGAUUUAUCCCUUUAUUUUGGGGAUCUUUUUAACAGAUGGGUCCUUGCAAGUCAGCAAAAAGCUUUAGGGCCUUGUAAAUGCACGCGAUUUUGAGCAAAGCAAAAAUAUAGAAAUUAUAGUUUUAGCUAUUUGUUGACGUUUGUCGGCGUUUAAGAGUCCUCACGAAAAAAGCAUUUUCUUAAAAAUUCGUAGGUUUUUUUUCCUUCAAAUUUUUUCAGGGCCACAAUUGAUAAACUAACUACCCGGAUUCUGAAUUUCAUAGUGAUUGAAAAACUGUGGCAUUAUCUUCUAUAAUCCCACACUUGAGUAAACAUUCAAGAUUUUUAGCGUUUUGGCUGAGUUUGUGCUUUGGGAGUUUUCUAUUGUUUCUAGUCUGUCAUGAUACAGCAUUCUUGUUUAGCACGCGUGCAAUGACCGCGCUUGGCUGACUUCCGAAUGCUCACCGAGAUAUGAUAAUUUUGGUGCGGUGAGACAGGCGAUGGCGUGAUACAUAGAGGUUAAACUCACGAUUUUUAAUCAAUUCUCGUGCUUCUUGUGCAUUUGCAAAAAAAUCAAGAAAUGUUACACACUAAAUCUACUUGCUAUUAAAAAAUAUCCUUUUUACAUAGGUUUAAUGCAAGGCAAUAAUUAAACCAACCCAUUACUUAUCAUUUUAUCUGGUAGUGAAAAGAUUAACUACACUUGUAAGCACCGUCGGUUUUUUUGUGACUCUUGGUUUCGCUCUAGAAUCUUUCUUGCUCGUCUUGCUUAGAGGUAGGCCAGACGCUUGGCUGACUUCCGAAUGGUCAACGACAUAUGAUAAUUUUGGUACGGUGAAAAUAGAAGGGAUUCCUGUGACGUAACGUCUAGACAUGAACACCCUCAGCGCUUUGUAUACCGCAGGAGGUACAAGGGCCUUGCUAACAAUUUUAGCAUUACCUCUAAGCAAGACGAGCAAGAAAGAUUCUAGAGCGAAACCAAGAGUCACAAAAAAACCGACGGUGCUUACAAGUGUAGUUAAUCUUUUCACUACCAGAUAAAAUGAUAAGUAAUGGGUUGGUUUAAUUAUUGCCUUGCAUUAAACCUAUGUAAAAAGGAUAUUUUUUAAUAGCAAGUAGAUUUAGUGUGUAACAUUUCUUGAUUUUUGUGCAAAUGCACAAGAAGCACGAGAAUUGAUUAAAAAUCGUGAGUUUAACCUCUAUGUAUCACGCCAUCGCCUGUCUCACCGUACCAAAAUUAUCAUAUCUCGGUGAGCAUUCGGAAGUCAGCCAAGCGCGGUCAUUGCACGCGUGCUAAACAAGAAUGCUGUAUCAUGACAGACUAGAAACAAUAGAAAACUCCCAAAGCACAAACUCAGCCAAAACGCUAAAAAUCUUGAAUGUUUACUCAAGUUUGGGCUUAUGGAAGAUAAUGUCACAGUUUUUCAAUGACCAUGAAAUUCAGAAUCCGGGUAGUUAGUUUAUCAAUUGUGGCCCUGAAAAAAUUUGAAGGGAAAAAAACCUACGAAUUUUUAAGAAAAUGCUUUUUUCGUGAGAAGGACUCUUAAACGCCGACAAAUGUCAACAAAUAGCUUAAACUAUAAUUUCUAUAUUUUUGCAUUGCUCAAAAUCGCGUGCAUUUACAAGGCCCUAAAGCUUUUUGCUGACUUGCAAGGACCCAUCUGUUAAAAAGAUCCCCAAAAUAAAGGGAUAAAUCUCAUAAUUUAUUAGAUAUAAUCGUGUAAAGUUUGCUUAUCAUUUUCGCAUAAAUUAUGACCUACAUUUGGAAACCGCUGAAUUUCUCGCAUUGGGUCUUUGCGAUUUUGGUGAAACUCCGUUGAACGCAAGGCACUAAUGCGCACUAUAUGUAGCCGAGAGAUUGUCACGAAAAAAUGCCGGCAACAGCAGAAUUUCGACUCCGACCCCAAAGAAGCGUGGCACUAUAACCACGUGACAUUUACUCCGAUCGCCAAAAAUUUUAUGCUAUAUUGUAGGUUGAUCUAUAUGUUAUUCAUGCUAUGUGUUAGACUUACGAACAAAGUAAAGGUGGGGAUACCAGAGAGCUUCAAAGUAUGAUGGUACCCUCAAAAAUAACUGUGGGGAGUCACCUUAAAGGUCAAAUGAACCAAAAUUUUGACCCUUUUUAUUUUAGUUCAAUUCUAGUGAAAUGUGUUUAAUAUGAACCAAAUAAACAUACUAUGAAGUUUCAGCUCAAUUGAAGCAAGUAUCUCCGAGAUAUUCGCAAUUAAAAAUUGCUAUUUUUUGGCCCUUAUCUUCGUAGAGCGGUCGGAAAAAUUGUCGGAAAAAACAGCUUGUGACGUCAAUGUUGGUCAGGUGAAAAAAAGCGGGAAAUUCAAAACAGAGUUUUUCGAGUCGACUUGGCGCAGAAGUGGUUUGUGCGGCCAUAAACCUGGAAAGAACAGGCAAUUUGUCUUCAAAGGUUGCAAGCUGUGUUUAUAACCUUCUUAUUAUUUAAUUUUCUCGAAGAAACAUCAUAGUAAAACGGACUUUAACGACAUUUACUAAUUUCUUUGAGUUGUACUGGAAAUGUGCGUGCGUAAGUCCGAUUCUUUUCAAGAUGCAUUCACAAAAUGUGUUCAUAAAAGGAAGUUCCUGGAUAUAUAAGGUCCGGAGCUCCACCGUGGACACAAAAACAAAAUAUCUUUGUAUAAUAAUCUGCCCAAAGAAAUUCAAGUUUGCCCACAAUGUGUGUUUGAAGUCACUGAACUUUGUCGCACUCAGCGAACUGAUAUUUAAAACCCACGCCCGAUCGGACACUCCUAGCUUUGCAGAUCACUAAAAAUGAUAUAAACAAAAUCCUCAAUGUAGAAGUUUUGGCGUUGAUAUGUGGGCAGAAAAAGAGUUAAUCUUUAUCUAGUAAAUCUUACCCAAGAUCGGUUUCAAAGCAACCAUAGUUUUUUAAACUUGGUCGUUUCGCGCAGUGUAAUUUUGCUUUGUGUUGUCAAGUUGAACAUGCAUAACACCUGUCAAAAACCUACGCGUAAGUAAGAUUUCCUUCAAACAAAGUUAAAGUUACAUUAUUGCACAAACGUCUUUCCAAUUAUGUAUAAGAUUUAAUUACCGAUUGAGGUCACUUAAAAAAAAGCUUCAAUAAAGUUGCAAAACAACAAAUUUUCAUUAAAAAAACAUGAGGCUUAAGGCUCUUAUACCUGCUGACAAAGAAGAAGUGAAUUUUCUGUACGGUACGUAGUCGGAAUCAUGGCUUGGCUGCGAAGCUUGCCACUGAUCUUUUGCUUUUAAGAUCUUUAGGUAGGUUGUUUCCAUACAGAUUAGCUAGCUACUUUUAAUAACUGGUCCAUGCGAGGGUCUUCAUUCAAGCAAAUUAAACUCAGCAAACUGAAUCAUUAGAAAAUACAGAAAACUGCACAUAAGGAUUUGUUUUGCUCGCUUCAAUCAAAUCCAGCUCCAGCAAUUGUUUACGGGCAAAGAGUCGAUUGUUUUGGAGUCACUGCCGGCAAUUGUCGUUCUCCGCUACUUCACAGCGAAUGAAAGGAAGAUUUGCGUACAGAAAGAUAACAAAACUAUCAUCUUAACUAUGUAAUUAAAACUGAAAAAACUAAAGGAAAAAAACUCUGACUAUUAUUACUUGAGCAACAGAAAAAUGAUCGAAGUAGUCUUUUCUUCUCGAGUAAGCUUUCUGGCCUUCUAAAGUUCCGAGAAACUUUUUCAAACUUAAAAGCUUAAAAGCGAACAAGGUUGUUCACUCGCAUGCGUUAGCCGUUUACGGUUCUUUGACUGAAGACAAGUAUAAAGCUGGUUCUGCAAAGGUAAAUAAAUCUGGGCAUGUAAAAAAAGUAACCAUAACUACUAAUAACAGAAUACAAGCAGGUUUUAAUUCAACCCGGCGAAAGAAGGCGAAGCACUGGGCACAAAAUCAACUCACAAAUCGAAUCGGAAAAAUACAAACCUGUUUGGAAAUGUUCAAAACGUUUUAUUCCACCUCAGACGGACCGAAUGAUCUGUUUUUACUCUAACAUUGGUUGUUCUGAAUCCAAAGUAAUUUUCAAGUGACGAAAAAACAACAACAACAAAAACAAAACAAAAAAGCCUUUACAAGGAGCAAACGUUCGCAUCUCGUGCAUUCCAUUCAAAACUCUCACUGAACGAGACAAACAAACGCAGGCGAUAAGGGAUGCGCAGAAACUUGCGCAGAACGGUUUUCCGCCCUGAAAGACCAACAUUGACGUCAUGUAGUCUCCAGUCUAUCACGCGGCCAUUUCAGAAACGUUUUCGUGAAGUCUUCGGAAAUGCUCGGAUUUUGAUCUUUGUUCUUUCUAUAAAGGCUUGGGAAGAAAAAUCUUUACCCAAAUCUCACGUAGGAUGAUUCUUUUUAGUGUUUGGUGAAGGUAAAGCGAAAAAGAAAAUAUGUCAAUUUUUUGGUUUAUUUGACCUUUAACCUCCCUAUUGUGUCUUGAACAGCGUAAUAUAUAGAUUUAGCCACGGCUAAAAGCGAAGCUCCCAUUGAUAAAUUUAUAACUUAAAUCAAACAAUAAUUUUGUAUUCCACAAAUCAGUUAACUUAGGGGCACAUUCAUGUGACUUUUGAGAGAAAAGCUAAGUGAUUUUGGAGUGAAACAAAUCUUGUAUCGAGUUGAUAUAGCCUUGUAUGUACACCCAAAAAAUAGUCUUCGGUCACAUUUAAGAGCAAUAAUGGCUCGUGAUCACAGUAGAUAAGGCGUGGAAAACAAAUUCUUGGAAAACAAAUCAGGCCGAAUUUUUUGCGUUCGACAAGUUUACAAAUUCUACCCAAUAAAUCUGGGUGCGUGCAAACCAAUCUUUUAUUAUUUUUUUUUAUACACCACAUCUGAGGAGAAAGAGUACUAUGAGGCGCUGUUUUUAUCAUACAGACCUCGUACAAAAUGCAGUAUUUCACAAUUUUUCUAGACAAAUUGAAUUCAUUCAAUAUUCAGGACCAUCGAAACACGCGUGGACUUUCAAUUAGCGAAACCGUUAAAAAAUUUCCAGAAUCACCUACACGGCCAGCCGGUUCUAACUUUUGACAAGCGCCAAAUUUGCAAAGAAAUUUUAAACGAGUUACGCUUCAACGUGAUAAAGGAUUUAUUGAGUCUAUUUUUUAUUAAUGGUUUUAUAACGAUGUGUAAACUUAAAAAGCGUUUGAUACGCUCGGCACUUUGAGUACUCCUGCAGGCGAUGUUUAUGAACGGCUGAAAACAAACGGCAAAGCGAUAAAAAUUACACUUUUGAGACUACCAACAAUCAAUAAAGAAAUAUAAUUCGGUAGAACAUUUACGAAGACAACAAUUUUCAUUCACGAAAACAAAUAAGUAUUUAAGUGUCUCUAAGAAUCCUCAAGUCUUUACUAGUAAGAUUAAACAUUAAGUUUAUGUUUUAAGCCGCCGGUUUCCCGGUGUUUGCUGUUUUCAAAGAUGAACUCACGACAAGAAAAUCGCUCAAAGCUUUCUUUCUACAGCCAAAGUUAUAACUAAAUAUUCUUCGGAAAGUAUUUUCUUUCUAUUUACGGUGAAUUAAUAUCGACUAAAGGCUUUUUAAAGUUCUGUAAGCUUAAGCUUAUAUCAAACCUCAUACUAGGUCAGAUCAGUGUCUCAGUCAAAUCUUAAUACAAACGUGCAUAAACUAGCUUCAUAAACUGCGCCGCUGGACUUCAUGAAAUUAGAUAUAAAUACAAUAAUUACUCAGGCUUACCAUAUUUCGAGAUGCAGCUCCUGAAAGCUAUCAAGUAAGGCAAGGAUCGCUUGAGCCUUUAUAAUUCUCGUACGCAUCCAGCAAGGUGAAAAACAAAAACGAUGCCAUCCGAAAUCGGAUUAGCGGCUUUGACAAGCGACGCAUUUCUCAACCAAGAACCCAAUAAACAAACCAGCCAUGAAUAAGAGAACACUCUUGAUAGCAGCUGUAUUUCACUUUGUACAUCCAGUGGAAAAAGACAGUUAAAAACAUCACAAGUUGACUCAAACUCUGACAGCUUCAGCUGUCAAAGUAAACAUAUGCUGCAUAAAUUUUACGCAUGAACUCACCUGUCAAAUUUUAACCAAUCAGAGCAUAAAAAUUGGACGUGGAGCGUGACCAACACGUGACCAUGGCAAGAAAAGGUCUUCCCCGCCUGUAUUUUAAAAAAACCUGGCUGAAUUUUUGCGUCUGAGGUCAGUUUGAAAUCAAAAUCGUAAUAUUGCGGGACGAUACUGACACAAACACAACAUAUUUGAUAUGAAUUUUUAAAAAAAGUAAACGUGAGCCUGCGAUCAUUUGAAAACGAGUAAAUUGUCAGCAAAUAACUUCAAAAAAUACUCGACCUUGAUGGUCGACACCUGAGCCCGCGAUACGGUCAGAUGAUACUGGUCAGCGGAUACCCUGUUUUGACAGCUGUCAAAUGAUGACAUCAUUGAUGUGCAAUCAGCUUUCUCCUGGGCUCCCAACGCAGCUAGAAAGUGUAAGAGUAAACAUUGGUAUGCCUGUGGUGCGGACGGACGGUCUGUCGGUCGGUCGGUCACGUGAUCACCAAAUUUUCUGGGAUGGGUAGAUUUAUUUACCCAUGGUGCUCCGCAGGCGCGCUUCGCGCGCGGAGCUCCGCUAUAAAAUUUCACUAUUUAGGCUACGUUCACACUAUAUCGGAUAGGGCUUCUUUUCACACAUAACAACGAUUGUGGCGGCGCAGUUUAUGUGACGCUGACUGAAGCUGCGCCGCGACAAUCUCUAAAGGGGAGAGUCACAUAUCGGAUAGGUGUUCACACUAUGCCUGAUCCAUUAUUUUAGAGUCUGAAAACAAUAGCUACACUUGUAAAUUACAUGUGCAAAAGUUUUAUUCAAUUUACCCCCGGUAUAGUGUGACAAUAACAUUCAUGUCUUGAAGAAGGUAUCGUUCUUUAACGAAUGCCUUGAACAAGGUUGAAUAUGAUAGGGAGUACGAUAGGGAGCGAUCUAUAUGCAUGGUGAUAUCUGUUUUUACAAGUCCAAAAUGCAUUCACACUCGAAAUCAAAGAAACCAAGGAGAUUUUUUUAUUAAGGGACUGGUCAAAAAGUAUGGGGGGUGGGCCGGAGCAUUUGGAAAUGUGGCUGAUAAAAAACACAUGACCCACCCCCUCCCUUCGGCACAAAAAUGACUGACCCACCCCUAAAGCAAGGUUGGAAAUUGCAUGACCCACCCCCUAGUUAAAACAUGGAUGUUUGGUUUCCUCUAAGGCCAUCCCCUUUUUUUUCUUCAUUUACCGUCGAACGCGUUUCCUGAUAUUGGGUCGGUAGGUCGGAUUGAAAAAAAAAAAACCUAAAAAACAAAUCACAAGAAGUCUCGGAAUAGUAAGCCCUGGUACCCCAGGACGACGUUCACAUAUUUGGAUUAACAAAAUGUACAAUAUACUGUGAAAAAUGUUCAUGUUUUGUUCCUGUUUUUCUCUAUGCUGUUACUGUGCUCAUUUUUGAGAUUAAAAGAAUUAUUUCAAGUGAAAAAUGGUGUAACUACGUCGUUCCUUUUUUUUGUUUUGAAAAUGCCAAAUAUUUGGGUCGGUCGGAUGACGGUAAACGGAGAAAGAAAAAGAGGAUGGCCUAACCUUGUUCUGUGCUUGACAAAAAUUGGUGAUACACUGCUACAACCAAUAUCAAAAUCACAGAAAUCAUACCUUUCACUGAAAAGACAAAUGUGAAAAACCGAACAUUUCUUGUUUCGAUGGACGUUAUGAGUCUUGACACAAAUAUACAGCAAAACGAGGGUAUAUUGAAAUUGUCUGUCACAAAGCAUAUGAAAAUUUCUACAAAGACAACCCAUUCCUACACAUUACUUGCCGGAAAUUCUUAGAUUAAUCCUCAAAGAAAAUUUCUUCCACUUCAACGGAAAGCACUACCUACAAAACCAUGGAACUGCAAUGGGCACAAAGACAGCAGUUUUGAUUCCUUUGCCAAUAUUUUCAUGACAUAUAUUGAAACAACAAUUCUAAGCAAAACUGUCUUUAGAACAACAGUUUGGAAAUGCUACAUUCACGAUAUCUUUUCCCUAUGGGACAUAAGUAAACCAGACAUCGAAGCCUUCAUUGAACAAGCAAACUUACAUCACCCAACUAUUAAAUUAACGGCCGAAACAUUUGACACUGAGAUGCAGCGUUUUUAGACACGGUUGUAUACAAAGGCAGAAGAUUCAAGAAAAUAUCUAUCCUUGAUGCAAAGACACAUUUUAAACAAACAGAAACCUUCUUGCACACACAUUUCACCUCGUGUCACCCUCCAAGUGUUAAAAAAGGAUUUGUCAAAGGAGAAGCCUUGAGAAUCCUACGAAAAAACUCCUCAGAAACAACCUUUGAGGAAAAUUUAAAAAAAAAACGCUCGAUGGACAGAGGCUACCCACAAACUUUGAUAGAAGACCUACUAUCAGAAAUAAAAUUCACAAAAACGAGUCUAAACUCCCAAAACAAAACAUACAAGGAGGAAAAAGAAAUAUUGCCAACCCUCAAUGUCUACAAUAAAGGAAGCUUGAAUAAUAAAAAUGGGAUCUUACACAAAACCAACCAUACCUUCGAUAACUUUUUAAGGAACCACCAAUCAUUUCCUUACAAAAAAGGAAAAUCAUUAAAGGACAUGCUCGUUAAAGCCAAAAAAAAAAAAGGUUAACAAAGGGUUUCACGCCCGUAUAGAUGCAUGUGCGGCCUGUCACCCGUUACAUUUUCUCGCAUAACAGGUUUGUGAGUAUUUUAGCAAUAAUUCCAGCUGGCUGUGUUUUAUAUAACAAGUGUGCUCAACUGUUUCGUUAGUACUUAGUGCUUAUCUAUGUAAUAAAAUAGGGUGACCCACCCCUUAAGGGUAGCUGAAAAUUGCACGACCCACCCCUUCGACAAGGCUCAAAACCUCAUGACCCACCCCCUCUCUGCUCCGGCCCACCCCCGCCUAUACUUUUUGACCGGUCCCUAAUAAAGUAUAUUUGGGCUAUGCAAAAAAGUCUCUUGUCCAAUAAGGAAGCGAAAUAAGCGGGUUUUGUUUUAACCAGGAUCAGGGUUUUGAAGGCCUCGUCGACACACCCCGAACCAAAUUUCUUUAUUUAGUUCCCUACCCACUCCUCCCCCGGGCUCAAAACAAAAGGCUUGGCUGAGAUAACGCAGUUACAGGCAAUUAGCAAUACCUGCAUUUUGUGAAUUGAUUUCUGCAUUGAUAAACCGUUACUUUAUUUCCACGGUGAAACUGUUAACUCAUUGCCUUUACAUCCUCAACUUUGCUACUUAAAAAAAAAUUGUGUUGCAUGUCUCCCUAAAAUUUCGACUAAAUAAAAAGCGCUCGGUGGAUAUGCUAAGAGCCCCUACGUGAGAUAUUCUCAUGGCAAGAGUUAAAACACAGAACAAUGGCUUUCUAACUAAGGCGUUUCUUUGUUUUUGUUUUUGUACUAGGUGUGAAGUAUCUAAACUUAACAAAGAUUUGGUUACAAAUCCCGCAUUCUAAUUUGCUAAUUCUAAUUUGCCUCGGUGAGUGGAGAAAAACGCAAUUUUAUGCCAACAAAUGCUUGAAAAAAUCACAAGAAAGUUCUUUUAUAUUUAAAAUAGAACGUUGAAUUGUAGGAUUCCAUUGGCUUUAAUCUUUAGCAAGGGGCUAUCUAACGCCCUGAUAACGUUUGACCCCCGGGGGGGGGGGUACUCCCUAAUAUGGGCUAUAUAGCUAUGUGCGGCCCCAAAGGGUAGGGUUUUCCAGCCGUUUUGGUCAUAAAUUGGGUAUCGAUUUUGGCUAUUUUGCCGCCAUUUUGGUCAUAAAUAGGGUAACGAUUUUUGCACUGUAGUCUUGAAUGCACUUUUUUAGAAGAAGCUACUUCCUUAUCAUGUCCCCCUCCUCCCAUCCGCGCUUUGCCUUCCUCUCCACCGGCUGCUUUGUAGGUCAUAAAUAGGGUAGGGAAAAUCGCAGAUUUUGGUCAUAAAUAGGGUAAGGGUUUUGGGAAGCGGGCCGCACACCCCUACCCAAUUUUUCUGCGAGUACCCCCCGGGGUUUGACCUAAAAGACGUCUUUAUUUCCAAUCGGCAGGCAAUUUACUUUUGACAUAGUUUACCUUAAACACCUAUAGGGGUUAAAAUUUAAGUACAAAAUGUCUGAAUCUCAAACAAAAUAUGCAAAUAAAUUUGUUACAGGAAAUAGUUCGCUGGAAAACACAAUACAAAGCACAUGUAAGUGUAGAACAGAAGGCAGAUAGAUACGAUAUCUCACGAUGUACAUUUGUAGCUUAUUUGUUGUUUCAAAAUUGAAAAAAAAAACGCACUAACUAAAAAAUUACAGUACUCGCCUUUGUAAAAUAUGCUGGUGAACGUUAUUUUAAAGUUUAGUUAGUAAGCGUGCUUUCAUUUAAACAGCCCUGUUUAAAGAGAUCUUAGGGUCUGUUUACAUGUUUACAUGGAGGUGGGUGACCCCAGCUACAAUCCUGGACAAAACUACUUGAGAAAAUGUUUUCAUUAAUGCGCACUACCUAACGCAACAAAACUAUUCCCAAAUCAACGGCUUUGCGUAAAGAAACCCCCCUCCCCCAGUUCAAAGUUGUUUCCUACAAAUGCAUAGGGAUCCGGCUUUCUUUUGAAGACCCAUUGCUUCCAGGGGGAGAGGGGGAGGGAAGAAUCGGUCGGCUACGAAGUUUAGAAAAAAUGACUCCCAAGAAGGCAAUUUUCUCAACAGUUUUGUCCAAGAUUGUAGGUGAGACAACCCGCUUAGAUGGGAAAAAAAUAACCCGCGUUUACAUGCAAUCUCACAACAACGCUAUCCCAUGGUGCACUUUCCCAAGAUUAUUGAAUUGUCGCUAAGUACGUAAACAAAAUAAUGGCGGGAAUUGACUUGUUUUGGCCGUUAAUGCUCUUCUUCUCUCAAUGGUUUUGGCUGAAACCUUUCAGUGCUGUGGCUUUCUAUUGUCACUUUAAAUUAAUGAUGCAAAGCCUUCGAUACCCCAAAGGCAGUUGGCGCGAAUUUGAUGUAACACGAAUCAGAGCCCGGCUAGGCUGGUUACCCAACCUCGAAACGUUUGCAAAGACAGGAUUUGACCCCGGCUGAGAGGUUUUCCCAGUCUGGCAGACCGGGGCAAUCCGCCUCGGCGGGUCACCCCACUUAUCAUGUAAACGUGAUCAAAUGAAAAUUAGAGAUGGACAUGCAUGUUACCUCAUCUACCUGGAUGUAAACAGGCCCUUAUGUUAAUUAACAAUUAAUGAAUGAGGCUGAGUAUUUUAUGAAAAAUUAUGGAGAUCGAGAAGGGUGUUGUCGAUAACACCCUCCGAGAUCUCCAUAAUUCUUCAUAUGAUACGAAAGCCGAAUUCAGUAAUUGUUUUAUUAUUCAUUCAAAAUAAUUCCUAGUUUAAAAACAUGGCUAAAACAAGCUUACCUGCAUCGAUGUUAAGUUUAUCUUCGAUAGUUUACGUUUAGGUUUGUCCAGCUCCACAAAUAUCAGGGGCACCCAACGUCAAUUUUCGGAAAAUAUCUGUUCGGAAGACGAUUUGAGAUCUAGAAUUUUCGGAACAUUCGUUGUAAAAUUUCUUGCUUGCCUGCCUCUCCUAGGAUUUUCGAACAUCUACAAAAUAGUAUAAUUGCCCAUUUUUAACGGAUUUUUACCCUAAAAGGUCCCCUAGAAUUUUCGGGAUCUUUUUUUCUGGCUGAAAUUUUCGAAAAGGUAAGUUUUGGUCCCUAUAAUUUUCGGAUCACUAGACUUUCAGCUAGGAAAUCCGAACAGAAGAAAACUUUUUAGGGGAUAAAAAUAUGCCUAUAUCAACAGUUUAAAUACUAAAAUACGUUUAACAAUGCUAUGUUUAAGCGGUUUUGAACUAUAUUCUCGUUGGGUGCCCCUGAAUAUUCUCCAAAUAGCAGAUGUCGCCCUCCGAGUUGUCUUCUUGCUGUUUUUGCUAUGUUUUUUGCCAUUAUUACGCUUAGUUCCAGCUGUAGUUUUUACUCUUGAAACGAGUGAAGUGUUCCGCCAUUUUUAUUUUCACAACCAAAACAACUCAGGCUCGUUGCCACGAUGCCUUAACCUGUAAGAACGCUGCAUUUUUGACGUCAUUUCCACGUUAAAGUCAAAAUUCUUCCAAAUUUGGUCAUCAGUAACUGUAACGUGUUAGUUUUUAAGAUCGCAAGAACGAAAAUACACCAAAAUUUCCUAGGAUCGAAAUGUGAUAUUAAGCAGUAUUCUGACGCUACUUAAGAAUAAUUAGAGCCAUUUAUAACGUAUUUAUUAAAUAAUCUAUCACGGCUAUUGAAAAUUUAAGGUUUCAAAUAUAUUUUAUAUUUAGUCGAAUUCAAAGAAACAGAAUUUUUUACUUCUCACGGAGUUUAUUUGCUAAACAUCAAACUUUAAGUUCCUAGUGUUGGAUUUUCAGUAGGUGGUCUAGAUCGCGCAAAAUUAGGCGUUUAUCAAUUUCAAAGUUUUUUGUUUAUUGUUGUCAUGGUAAUAUCGAUUUUACUAAAACCUACAGUUUGACAAAUUUCAAUCUAUAGUCAAUCAUUGGUGAAAAUUUUAUAGCGAUCAGACAAGGAUAAAAUCACUUUUAAGGCGACUGAAAAAUAUCGUUAUGACCUCUGAAAAAUUAUAUCGAAACACCUUAAGUCGGAGCAGUGCUGCAUCGCAAUCCAAAUUUCAGGCAGCCAACAUGCACUACAACAAGAAAAAGAAUCGUAAUGCAAACGUGUUAGCGUUAGAUGACACUCGCGUUAAACUCAGCGUUGUUACUGGCAGAAAAGGCUCUGACUACAUCAACGCUAACUUUAUCGACGGAUACAUGAUGAGAAGAGCGUUUAUUGCUACCCAAGCUACCUGAUACGAUCCCUGACUUUUGGAGCAUGAUCUGGGAACAGAAGUCUUCGACUAUUGUGAUGCUUUCUAAAGAAACGGAGAGUGGAAAGGUACUGGGGAAAAUGUUAAAAAAAUAUAUAGAAAAAGAGAAAAGGUUCUAGUAUUCCCAAAUGAUAUUUUCACACUUCCAGCCCAAUUGGACUUCCCCUAGCAUCAGUAAAUUAAUGACCAGCCAGUUAUCUUAUCGUGUAGUAUUCGGCAACGUCGGUUAUAAAGUGAAUUCGAGUUCAUUCAAUCUUCAUAUCCUAUAUAUUCCAACUCACGUACUUUGCCAAAUGUAGGGGAACGUCUCUGAGAUGAAUUCCUAAGACCCAUAUCCUGGCAAGUUCAGUUAUCACGUCGCAGCUUUGCAGUGACGUCAAAGAAAUAGGCAAAAAAGUGUGCUGCACUUGCAGCCAACACCUUUCCUACACCUUUCUUGGCGUUUUUGCCGUCGUCGUCGUCGAAUCUUAAGUUUCCUACUAUGUGCGACGCAAACACUAGAACUUGCUCGGGUUGUCACUAGUAAACUAUGGCCAAACGAGACAGAAACAUGGAGGCUUCCUUUGCCUUUUUUUGGAAAUCAGAGCUGGUGACUCCACGCUUGCCUUUUCGCCCAAUUCCACCCCUCCCUCACGCUCCUUUGCCCUUUACUUCAGGUUAGCGGAAUACAUUUGAUCAUUCCUAGUGCCUGAAAACAGUGCCAGACUCUAUUCAUUCCACGAAGGAGCCUUUGUAGCAGUUAAAAUCUGUAUGGUUUCGCAUGCAUAUAUUUCGUUUUAUCAGUAUCUCACGAGUAAAUUUCUGUACAUCAGGUGAAAGUGCAUCGGUAUUGGCCCGGAAAGCAGCCUGAAAACAUUGGCACUUUAAUGGCUGAAAUGACAAGUGAGAUGGUUUAUGAAGACUACGUCAUGAGAGAGAUCAAGCUCACCAAUACUAAGGUAUAGUAAGAAGCAAGGUAACCGCUCUGAUAGUCACUGAGUAUCGAUUAGCGAGUAAAGCGAGCCGCGAGAGAAGGCUGCGAGCGGGUGACCAAGUAACCUGGGACCAGGCUCCGCAGUGGGGAAAAAAGCAAAACCGCUCGCCGAUAGUUUUUAUCCCUUUUCCCCCAAUGCGGAGCCUGGUCCCAGGCUAGUGACAAAGCCGCAAUGGGUUUUCUUUCUUCACACUUCGCUCUCGCGUAUCGCUCGCGCUUACCCUUCUCACAAUAUCCUCAAAUUGGAAAGUUCGGUGGAUUUUGCACAAUGCGACAGAAGCAUCCACUCCUAAUUUGUUUCACGCGAUAUUACUGGAAACAGAUUUCUAAGUGGAAAAGCCAUGUUGCAUGCGCACAUCAUCUUCUUUACAUGUAGGUAAAUGGUGGAUGUUGCACCUGGCGAAAUCACAGACAACCUCGCGAGUUAGAGAUUCACCGUCUGUGUGCUCUUCUAAUCUGUUUCCUGUGAUAUUAAGUGCAGCAAAGUCCUCGAUGCAUGCGUAAAUCAUUUUCUUUAGGUGGAUGGCGUAACAGAAUCAUAGCCUGUGUGUACUUCUAAUUUGUUUCAUUCGUUCGUUCGUUCGGUCGCUCGCUCGCUCGUUCGUUUUCAUUUUCUUAGGACAGUGCGUUCCGAAUGGUGCGUCAGUAUCAUUACACUGGAUGGCCCCAUGUCGGAUCCCCGGACUCGGAAUCAAGAUUAAUUCAUCUAAUUGGUCAGGUACAAAAGUGGCAACAGAAGUCAGGAAACACUACCAUCACCGUGCAUUGGAGGUAUGGACCGGGUGCUACUACUGCUCAUGCGCGCCACUAAACUUAUCGCCCCAUGUAAAGGAAUCCGGAUUCCGGAAUCUGUCAAUUUUUUGCUCGUGGAAUCGGGAAUCCAGCAUCUUUUAUUUUGCUGUGUAAUCUGGAAUUCAGCUGUGGGAAUCUGGAAUCCCAUUAACUGUCGAAAUUCCGGAACUCAGUAGCCAGAAUCCGUAAUCCCUGGCGUGAAAUCCAAAUUCCCAGACUGUCUUGGAUUGCCUUUCAUGGGGUGGCGUAAACUAUUUCGCUUAACUUUAAGAUGAUUUUUAUAUCCCUUAUCUGGUCUCCCCUUUUCACUCUGGCAAUGUGCCAACGUCGUCUGAAACGAUAUUUCCGAAAUUGUUUAUUCAUAUAUUUUAACAGUCGUGAAGUAACCAAAGAUUGCCGGUAGCCAGAGAUCUUCCCAAAUUCCAUUAGUCGGACAAUGACUUCCGCUGUAACUUUCAGUUAUUUCCGAAGUCACGAAAUGUGGCAGAAAGUUUCUUUAACCGCAGGAUUAGCUCAGUCUGUAGGGCGCUUGCUGCCUGAGUGGUAGGUUGCAGGUUCGAUUCUCGGGCUGGUCUUAAAAUAACUGAGAAGUGAAGGAACUGCCUUCCAGACCCUGCAAAUAGCUAGAUCUUCGUGUGGCUCGCAAAAUAACGGUCUCGUCUCCACUGGGUAGAAAACGCAAAAAUUGUGUCAUCAGUUAGUACUUUCUUGACACCCACAAAAAAAUUUCAUUUUAAAGCCGAAGUAAUGCGAUUGCUUACGAAUAUAAACUAAACUCGCUCUUUUUGUCCGAUUCUAUUGGCAGGGAGGGUGUUGGCCGAACACGAGUCUUCUGUGCCCUAAGUGUGCUUAUUGAGAGAUUGAAGGCUGAGGGCGUACUUGAUGUUUUUCAGUCUGUGAAACGGUUGAGAUCUCAGAGACCUGCUCUGGUACAAACUAAGGAUCAGUACGAGUAUAUUCACAAGGCUCUUGCACAGGGUGCAGAGGAGUUAUUUAUGACGGCAAGCGAAGCAAAAAUUUUUUACAGCCUCUGUUUGCUGUAGUAUGGACUGUGAACUCAUGCGAUCGUGUUACCAUGGAAUGAAACUAAAUACCACGUGACUCGUUCAAUGUGGACAGUAGCUUACUCUUCACGGAAACAGAAGUGAUGAACGUCGCGCCAAGCGAACUGUUAUCAACCGUUACUAAUUUGAAAAUUCAAACAAAAGCUGACUUGACCCGGUAAGUUUCUAUCCACUCGAGUGUAUGAAACACAGUGUUCUUGCAAACGGCAGUUUCCUUUUCUAGAAAAACAGAGAAAGCAACAAGAAACGUAAAUUAGAAACCAAAGCUCUCUUAAAAAAUUGGUAAGUAAUUUCAUGAUCACUCGUCUCUAUACGGUCCACAUUGUACGAAAGUACGCAUCCAACGCUAAAAAAUCUGCCCCUUGGAAAUUAGUUUUAGCAAAGUCAGUGUCCAAAUUUCUGAUGAAAGUGAAAAAAGGACUUUGUUUUGGUGUCAGCUGAGGAGAAUGAGCUAUGUGUUUUUCCUAUAUGAUAAAGGGUCAACUUUUUUAAGGCAAGAAAAGACUUCGAAGGAUUCAAAAUGGCGUUUUUAAGCCAUUGCGUUGUUGUUUGCGAAGUGAUAAACUUGCGAAUUGCCAUGUUUCAAAAUUCUGCAAAGAUCUAACGAUGACCCAUGUAUUUAGGAGGAGUGUUGCGUGACCACACUAAAAAACGGCUGUGUAGCAGACUACCAUGUAUUGUAAUAGCGCUUCGCACUAUUACUAAAAAUAAGUUUUGCCACCUCACAGGUGUCCCAAGCUAACGUUACGAGUGUUAUGUCACAGGCGGCCCAAGCUCAGUGUGUGAGUUUAAGUAAUGAUCCAGGUAAGAAGGGAAGCAAUUUCUUUUGUUGUGGCGCAAUACGCUUUCCUCACAUAGAAAUGUUUUCAUUUUUACGCAGCGAAUGCAUAAAUCUACAAAAAGGCUGUUUACGAAAGAAAAUGUAUUUAAACUCCACUUUUAAAGGGUGUAUUUUUGUGUUAAAACAUUUCGACCAAUCACAAGAGUUGCAAACAAUGGCCAAGAAAUGUUCACAAUUUUACAUGAUCCGCACAUACGAUUUCUGUGUUACUUAGACUCGGACGAGAUUUUGUUAUAAGGAAGUUAGAUGGAAAAAAAGGGAUUAAUAUACAUGCUGCUUUGCGAAGAUUUCGUAAAAUUUGAUGUUUAAACCAAUCAGAACCUUAGUAGAGACAAUAGUAAAGUUAGCACCUUUUUGCAUUCCGACGUGUUCACUGCGUUUUGGUCCUUUCCUUCUUAUCUGGACCAUUACUUAAUCAUUAAAACGUGUGGUUUCAUAUUGCGUAAUUUAAAAUGGCCCGUGAAUAUAAAGGAUUUGUAUGGGAAUUCAGGUAAAAGAUUCAAGUAGAUAAAUACUCGCUAGAAUGUUCAAUAAAAUGCAGCUUACAGUAUUUACUUUGCUUGUUUUUGCUUGCUGUGUGGUUAUUUUCCCGAUCCAUUGCGAUUAAAGCGAUUUUCUUUAACCCCAAGUUUCCACUGUAAGAAAAAGGACAAGCCUUCACAGCCCAGUUGGCGAUGCCCGGGGUACCACACCGUCACUUGUCAUCAGGGUUCGAAUUAUUGUCGAUGACAAGUGACGGUGUGGUACCCCGGUGAGGCUUAGUUUGUAGAGGAGGCAGGGUAACGUCGUUUUGGUUCGGAUUUUGGAAAACAAACUGCCGAUUGGCGUCGGUUGCAGUGGCCGGAUUGCUCGCAACCAGUUGCAAAAGUACUUGAGACACUGCACCGUAUUUUGGCAUAAAUGGCCUGUCGAUGAUCUUGUGCUUGUGAUCCCCCCUCCAACCCUUAUCAAAGUUGCUACCAAUACAAGACCAUACUCAAAACUUGGAGGAACAACUUUGAAUGGGAGGGAGGAGGGAGGUCAGUAUUAUAUCUCACAGACCUGUGACGAGGAGCGAUUUAAAGCAAGAAAGGUCGUGGGAGUGUCUCAACAUUUUUGCAAGUGGUUGUCUGAGUCCUUCAUACCCCUACAGCCGUGGUGCACGAUUAUUAAACGGGGUAAAACGUGGUGCACUCUUUGCACCUAAGAGGUUGGUUAUAAAAAAAUAGUAUUUCAUUUUCCUAGGUUUGCGUGUUUAAAAAAGGCGAGACAAAAACGGCAGUUUUUGGCCCUUUUGCUUAUAUGGUAAUAGGCAAGAAAUUGGGCUUUUAAAGGAAGGACGUGGCAAAAGAUGCUACACCAUCUUAAGUAAGCUGCAACGAAAGGGGUUUUUGGUCCUAAAACGCUACAAGGAUGCGGAAAAUAAUAUAUUUUCUUCGAACUCGGUUAAAAGAUGUUUAUUUAUCAAAGGAAAGUGACGUAAGAUGCCCCGCUAGAUGAAGGAGAUAGCUUUUUGUUGUUGUUUCUGAUAAGUACGUGGACGCGGUUCCUCUUUUAUCGCCUGCCAUUUUCAGGAAAGAAAAGUCACGCUAAAAAACAGCUGUUGUCGACUUUACCUUACUUAACACAAGUUUGGAUUUGUGUUUACUCUUUGGUCGUCUUACAACUUUGUUUCGAUUUUGAAGCCCGAGUGUGGCUAUGCAUCAAAUAACAUGAAAAUUCACGCGCGUAUUUCAGUAACAUAGUCGCGAGAGCUCGCACAUAACGUGGUUUGGCUUUGUAGUUAUGUACUUGGUAACGAAAUUUAUUUCUUUGCAAAAAGGAAGACACUGUCUCCAAGCCAGCAAUAUGGAAGCGACGAAACGAUGUUGAGGAUGCUUGAUAUAUACACAUGUACAUGCACGUACUCAAGUUGAUUUACUUAUGAAGUUAACAAAAUAAAACAAAACAAGCAACGUGUACUCACGAAAUUGAAAACGAAGUCAUCAGAUAUCUUAAUAGCUAAGUAAUAAAAAAAAUUGAUGAUAAAAAGUUCAACAUCCUUACCUGCAACUAGACCAAAACCAGAAACAGGUAGGUCCAUCUUCGAUGCAAUUAGAACGAUUGAUGAUAUUGUAGAUUACACCAAACGGAACAGUUGGUCGGGAUUUGUGAUCGCAAUCGACUUUGAAAAAGCCUUCGAUACAUUAGACUUUCAAUUUCUAAUCAGAACAUUACACAAAUUUAAUUUUGGCCCAUCUUUUAUUCAGUGGAUGCGUGUUCUGUACAAAAAUGCAUCCAGCUGUGUACUGAACAAUGGCUUUACGACUGGUCCUUUUCUACUAGGUAGAGGUGUCCACUCUCCCCUUACCUUUUCAUACUAGCGCUUAAGAUCCUAGCUAUAAUAAGAGAGGACUGCAAUGUACAGGGACUUAAAAAUGGAGAAGAAAUGAUUAAAUUGUCUCUAUUUGAAGAUGACAUGACCUGUGUCAUAAAAGACAAAACAUCUCAUACAAAUCUGUUUCGUAUUCUCAACUCUUUUGGAGAGUGUUCGGGCUUAAAGGUGAAUGAUGAAAAAACAGAAAUCAUGCCUCUACGAGAUAAUAUCCUAUAGGAGAAAGACUUCCCAACUCAAAGUAUUUUUUAAGUCAUAAAAGUCUUGGGGAUAUAUUUUGGUUAUAACGAAAGACAAAGGAACAUCCUUAACUUAAGUCAAACUUUAAAAAGUAUAAAGGAAUCAAUCAACGUAUGGAAAUGGACAGGCUUCUCCCUUUUAAGAAGAAUACAGAUAGUCAAAACUUUCGCAAUCCCAAAGCUUGUGUUCAGAGCAUCGGUUAUACCAGUCUCUAAAGAACAAAUUAAAGAGGCAAACUCAGUUCUCUACUACUUUAUUUGGAAUGGAUAAGACAAAGUGAAGCGUCUUGCAUUGAUAUCUUAUAUAGAAAUGGGUGGACCCAAAAUGUUGGACAUUCAAUCUAUGAUUUGCGCUAAACGAGAGAAAUGUUUAAAGAAAUUAAGGCAAGAUUACUCAAGUCCUUGGAAAACAAUCCUAGACAAACUUCUGUUACCAAUCGGAGGGCGUUUUGUAUUGCACUGCAGCUUUCAAACUUCUAAAUUGAAAAUGAACCUACCAGCGUAUAAGGAAUACUUCGAUGCGUGGUCGGAGGUAAAUGGGAAAACUCCAAGUUGUUACGAAGAAAUCGUUAACGAAAUUAUCUGGAACAACAAAUUUCUUUGUUAUGACAAAAAAUCGAUGUACAGAAGAGUUAUAGUAAACUUUGGCUUCGUAAAGAUAAGGGAUUUAAUUUCUGCGAAAAACUUCUUCUCGUGCGACUUCUUUUCACUUUCAAAGCCCGAACAAAGAUUUUUUCUUAUGAGUAUUAUCAAUUCGAUUCCCGCAGAAUGGCGCUCACUUAUUAAAGCAUCUACAAACGUAACAUCAGCCAGCCCCAUACUAAUGUAGUGCCAAUCCUUGAUAUCUCUCCUAAACAGAUCUACAUGUAUCAAAUCUUUCUGCGGCAAAUUAGCAAAUUGCGCCCACCGCAAAACAGAAAUUAUCAAACAAGUACUCAAAUACAGAAUAUUGAUUGGGAAAAGAUUUACACUUAAGCCUUUCAAUGCACUUUAGACACAAAAAUCAGGGAAAUUGUAUGAUCUUUACAAACGUGAAACUUAAUUUAAUUUGUGUAGUGGAAUCGCCAAACUGCACUUUCUGUCAAGAAGCAGCGGAAUCCGUCGAGCAUUUACUCUUCUCCUGCCAGAUAUCAAGUCUUCUGACUUUUGGAAACACGUGCUGUCCUGGCUAAGAGAUAGUGAUGUUCAUGUUGAGACAAUUAAUGAGUCAGAUGUGAUAUUUGGAAAAUUUGAUAUUGUAGAAGACUAUAUUCUAAUUGAUCAUAUUUUGUUAUUAAGUAAAUAUUAUAUCUACUGUAGGAAGUUUCAUAAUAACGUACCUUCAAUUAGAGGUUUAUUGCUAGGGCAAGACGUGUCUUCAAUAUCGAGCUCCAUAUCGCCAGGGAGAAAAAUAAACUUCUUUUUCAUUUUCAAAAGUGGGAGAAGCUAACUACCGCACUUAAUAGCAGUUGACGCACAGAGGUUCGUAAAAAUGCCACUCUCUUCCUUAGCAGGCAUCUUUACUGUUGUUGUAAUAUAUAGAGAGAGAGAUACUAUCUCUUAACGCAUCCCUAUAUUUACUGCCAGCUUUUAAUUUUAACGGUCAAUCGUUUAAGUUGCCUGAUGAGUGUGGUCCUACAAUUUCGGACCACACGAAACAGCACUGUCGCAAUAAACGAUCAAUGAUUACUCCUGAAGCCUGAACUCCUGUGAUUAUUAAUAGUCAAUGCUCUUCAAUUAAAUGAAUUGAGCGCUCUACGAAAUACGUUCUACCUAGAAUACAAGUAGUAUAUAUAUAUUUUUUUCUUUCCUUUUUUUUUCGUUGUUAUUGUUAUCCAUUUUCUUUUUUCUCCUAGGUUAGUAUUUAUUUAAGUGGAAUUGUAUAAUUUAAUUUAUUUAAUUGAUGUUUAUUCUUACAUAACAUUGUAAAACUUGUCCCUAAUUUAAUUCAAUAAAAACUAUUUGAAAAAAAAAAGAAAGAAAGAAACAACUUGCCACUACAGCGCGAAAACUAGUUUGUCUUCCAAACUUGGCAGAUGAGGUCUUGGUAUAGGACCGUAGACUGCUAGAAGAGCUACCAGCAACAAAAAUACGCUACCUGCUGCAACACCUCGCAAAAUGAGCAACUGGUCUUCUCUCACGCUAGCUUUCUUUACUGAAUCAGACGCCAUCUGCACUCAGAAAUGUUCGUAACAUCGAUCGUGUUUAUACUCACACAAACUUUGCGGAAAAUACGUUAAAGUCCGCCCACCAGAAAGACUCGACUAUGAUCAUGAUGGGCCCAUGUGAAGCGUUAAGUAUAUAAACGCUGGUAACCAAACAUUAAAAAGGUCCCCCUUUUUAUCACAGAAAGACAAACAAAAAACAAAUUAUCGACAUUGUCAGUAGUCGCCUUGAAAUCGGAUGUCACGCGAGGCGACAACGAUCACGCAAGUUGAUUUGUCGAACGUGCGUUUUUCAUUAAAACUCGACGGAACAAAGGUUAUUGCAAGAAAUAUCUCUGUUUAAAAUGUUUUGAACAAAUUGCGAUGCUUUGUCGGUCUUUUUCAAUUUCGUCCUACACUGCCAGUGUAAAAAUGUGAAGAAAUAUGUAAGGCCUCGCUACUACAGUAAAUGAGGUGAGUGCAAUACACGUGCACAUGUGCACUGUAGCCUCAGGAUGGCAGAUUUUGUAGCUGUGGUAGUCAGGACAACAAUAUUAAAUAUUUAGUUUUGAGGGAUGUAAUUGAUAAUAUAUAGAUUUAGCCAGGGCUAAAAGCGAAGCUCCCAUUAAUAAAUUUAUAUUUUAAAUCAAACAAUAAACUUGUAAUCCACAAAUCAGUUAACUUAAGGGCACAUUCAUGUGACUUUUGAGGGAAAGGAUAAUUCAAAGUAGACAGACUGCAAAUAAUCUUAGUUGAUAAAAAAUAUAUAUCUACGUGUCGCAACUGUUCAUCAGUAGGUUGCCUAAAAUGCGUGCAAUUCCACAAUUGGUUUCGGCUCCAUUAGAGUGAAACAUCUUACAUCGAGUUGAUAGCCUAAAUAUAUGUACACCCAAAAAAUAGCAAACAUCUUCUAUCACAUUCAACAGCCAUAAUGGCUCUUGAUCACAGUAGAUUAGGCCUCGAAAACAAAUUCUUGGAAAACAAAUCAGGCCGCAUUUUUUUGCUUUCGACAGGUUUACUUUACAAAUUCUUGCCAACAAAUCUCAGGCUGUGUAAACCAGCUUUUUAUACUUUUUAUACAUCACAUCUGAGGUGAAAAAGUACUUUUUAUCAUACAGACCUCGGACAGAAUACGGCAUUUCACAAUUUUUCAAUAUUCAGGGCCAUCAAUCGUGGGCAUUUAGCGAAACCGUUCUCAUAUUUAGUGCGAGCUGUCAGUGUGAUCGAGUGUUUGAAUGAACUUUAAUGGAGAUACGCUUCAACAUAAUGACGAAUUUAAUAUCAUUAUUUUUUGUUGUUUAAUGGUUCCAGUUAUAACGAUGUGUAAUCUUAUAAAGCGUUUGAUACGCGCGAUGUUCAUGAACGAUGAAAACAAACACCAUGGACAAGCGAUUAAAAUUGCAAGAGAGACUACUAACAAUCAAUAAAAGAAAUAUAAUUCGGUAAAACAUUUACAGAGACAACAAUUUUCAUUCACGAAGACAAGUAUUAAAGUGUCUCUAAAAAUCCUGAGUCUUAAAGCUUAAAGCUUAAGCUUAAGUUUAUAUUGUUUUACUUUCAGCCGGCCUCCCGGUGUUUGUUUUUUUUUCACAGAUGAACUCCUCGAAACAAGAAAAUCACUCAAAGUUUUCUUUCUACAGCCAAAUUUAUAACUAAAUAUUCUUCGGAACGUUUUUUUUUUCUAAAUGCCGUGAGAAAAUAUAUCUGAAGGCCUAUUAAAGUUCUGUAAGCUUAUAUCAAACCAGAUACUAGAUCAGAUCAUUGACUCAAAUCUCAACAAACGUGCAAAAACUUGCCGAAUUAACUGUGCUCGACUUCAUGAAAUUAGAUAUAACAAAAACAAACAUUAAAUACAAUAAUUACUCGGGCUUACCAUUCGAGAUUCAGUUCCUGAAAGAUGUCAUGGAAGGCCAUAGUUGCUUGAGACUUUUAAACCCUCUUACGCAUUAAGCAAAGUGAAAGACGAAAACGAUGCCAUCCGAAAUCGGAUUACCCAAUUUUGACAAGCGACGCAUUUCUCAAACAAAAACCAAUAAACAAACAAGCCAUGGAUAACAGAAGACUCUUGAUAGCAGCUGUAUUUCAUUUUGUACAUCCGGUGGAAAAAGACAGUUAAAAACAUCACAAGUUGACACAAAACUUUGUCAGCUUUUGCUGUCAAAGUAAACAACUUUCAAGAUGCUGCAUAAAUUUUCCGCAUGACUCACCUGUCAAAUUUUGACCAAUCAGAGUACAAAAAUUGGACGUAGAGCGUGACCAACGCGUGACCACGGCAAGAAAAGUCUUCCCCGCCUUUAUUUUUAAAAAAGUGGCUGAAUUUUCGCGUCCGAGGUCAGUUUGAAAUCAAAAACUUGACAGUGCGGGGCCAUAGUGACAUAAACACAACAUAUUUCAUAUGAAUCAUUGGAAAAAAAUAGACUUGAGCCUGCGAUCAUUUGAAACUGGUAAUUUGUCAGCGGAUAACUUCAAAAAAGUACUCGACCUCGAUGGGUCGACACUUGAGCCCACGGUACGGUCAGGUGAUACUGGUCAGCUGAUAUCCUGUUUUGACAGCUGUCAAUUGAUCACAACAUUGAUGUGCAAUUAGUUUUCUAUUGGGCUCCCAAACUAGCUAGAAAGUGUGAGAGUAAAAAUUGGUUUCCCUGUGGUGCGGACGGACGGUCGUACGGUCACGUGAUUACCAAAUUUUCUCGGAUGAGUAGAUUACCACAUUUCCUUAGCUAUGGGGCUCCGUCCACGCGCGCGCUUCGCGCGCGCGUGGAGCUCCGCUAAUAAUUAUUGUCAGUUCGUUUAUCAUGCUAGUGAAAAUGUUUGGAACAUCCUUGACAAGAAAGGAAUGACCUGCAAAAUUCAUAUUCUUUGCACUUUGAUACAGGUACAGAAUAUUUAAUCUGCUUUACAGACACUGUAACACCUGAGCCUGUAACACCUGAGUUUAAACAUCAUGUCACUGUAGCUGCUACUGUCUUUUUAUAGUGACCAAAAUCAAUUUUCUCCUAACCAAAUCAAUACAUAAUCAAACAAGAAGGUUAUGAGAGAUAAUAAAUGAUCACUCAAAGAAAAUGCGGUGAUCAUUAAACAAAUUCUCUCAACUAGUUCUGUAAGGAAAUGUAUGGAAUCAGACAAGAGAAUUUGUACGUGGAUAUUGCAACAUACCCUAAUCUCCCAGCUUCAGCUGAGAAGUGUCCACUCAGCUACCCUCCAGGGAUGUAUGUCAUGGUGGACAGUCCUGUGUUUGCAACCAGUGUUCCAUUGCAGAUCAUGCGCAGAAGCUGAAGCACUCUCACGUCAUGUGACUGGAGACCACCAUUAGGGACAGAUACAUUAGUCAGUCUUACUGGAACACCCAUUAUGGUGGUAAGAGUUGCACAGGUGCUGAGAAAUAUUCCACUCUGGUGUGAAAAAGAGAAAACAAAAACAACAUGUUGAAUACUUUUGCUAAAGAGAUUUUUUUUACAUUACUAUCAUAUAUGCAUAACUUUAGGCCCAGUUCAAAGGUUAAACUUUUCAUGUAUCGAACCUAAUCCCUUCAACUAAAUACAUGAGGAGAUCGACAUUUGAAUCAAUUACCGUAAGUUUAGGUCGACCCAUGAAUCAAAGCAUUAGUGGCACACAUGAGAAUUUUGACUGUGGAGUGACUUGGUUAAAACGUCAAGCUUCUUAUGUGCCAAACCUAAUGCAUAAAUUACUACAAUAUACAUUAGGUUCAAUUUUACAAUUUUAUCCUUUGUUUUACAAAUUUUACUUCCUUUUGUUUUAUACUCAUUAUCAUACAUUACGGCCCAUACCCCCACCCAAAUAAAAGGGUAAUAAAAGUUACACCAAUGAUAAAAUUGAACUUAUAUACUCUCCUAGUUUAAUAGGGUUUUCAAUUAAAAUAACUGAAAGAAACGUUUGACAUUGCAUUUAACACCAACAACAACUUAGCAAAACACUGUUACCUCUCUUGUCCCAUUCAUAUCAUUCUCUAACAUUUCAUCUGUCAGUCGCAGCAUCAUCUUCUCGCCAGCUUCUUUCUUCUUUACACUCCUCAUCCUUGAAUUCAAAUUACUAAGCACACUGUAUGCCUUGGUCAGUUCUGAAAAAUACAUAAAAUAUAUAUUACAUAAACAAAAAAAGCACAUCAGAGACUAAUGUUUUGUAGAACCCCUCAAAUAUCAUGCCUUUAAUAAUGCCCAAACAAUUUGCAUGAAACAAUCAGGAGUUAAGUUUUCCUUGUCCUGCAAUUUUAACCUCAAAUAGAGCUUUCCAAUAAUAAGACAUGUUUCCUUACGAUUAUUUGUAUACAAAGGGUGCAUUAUAAAUAGCCUGCAAGCAAACGAGAGAAAGGAGAGCUCCCUUCCUCGGCCUCUCACUCGCUUGUUCUCGCGUGGCUAGCUUCACUCGUUCUCGCAUGGCUCGCUUAGCUUGCCCAAAUAGGAGAGCUUGCUCACAGGCUACACUAUAAAUAAUAAAAUAAUAACAAAUAAUGUCUUUAACCUCUCAAGUCUUAAGAGUGACCAAUAUCAAUUUUCUCCCAACAACAUCAAUACAUCAAAAUUCCAUGAUCACCAACUGCUUUUAUCUGUUAUCAAAUUCUCUAAAUGAAUCCAUUAAAAAAAUGUAUUGAGAAAAGUGAUGGAAAUUUGUAUGUGGCUAUUGGGGCUGAAAGGGUUAACAAUGCUUUCUAUUAAACUAAAAGUGCAGAAAUGUCAAGAAAAACCCUGGUCUGGCACCUGCACACCUGUAAAUUAAACCCUCUUAGAGUUUUUCCCCUUAUAGGAAAUAAAAGGGUCAAAUUCCCAACAGAAGACAGUCCCUGAUUCGGAGACAGGGGGAUGUUUCUUUGGACCAAAGGUAUUGAAAUACAUUGCUACUGCUUCAGGAAUGACUCAUUAUACAUCUAUACAUGAUCUAUCACUCUAUACAUCACUGGGAGAGAGCAUGGUGGGCAAAAAACCUACCCCCAGUCCAUGAACUACCCCACGGACUACCCAUAUGGACUAAUCUAAAUUAUAACAUAACAAAAGUAAAUCGCGUGCUCUGAUUAGUCAGUUUGCCACUACCAUUUGCCUGUGGGUGCAUGCGAAGAAAUUGAGCUAGCACGGUAAAAUUUAGGCAAAUUCAACAAAUCUCCUGUCCUGACAGUAAAAUACGCCGAUGAAAUGCACAGAUGAAAAGUGGAAGUUGAAGAAAAUACUAAGCUGUCGUUUUGAAGGAAAAAAGACAAAAGAACAAGUGACAAAUUUGUCCUGGAUGAAUUAAUCACUGUUUUUCUCGCGGCUAGAAUCGGCUGAAGGAAAAUCGAGCGAUCAAAGAUUUAAGGUACAUUUUGGGUGUUUUUUAUAGAAGAGAAAGUCUGUUUGAAAUGUAAAUUUAUCAAUUAGCAUUGUGUUAUUGACUUUUUGGUCAAGCUGAUGCUAAAUUCAAGCAAAUAUUUUAGGAAACACUCAAAUUCGAGACAGCUUUGUUGUGAAGUUUUCAUCACAUCGAUGAAAAAUGUUAGUUGAGUUUAAACAGGCACAUUACGCUGGAAUAAGUGAAUUUCAUUUGAAUACAGAAACAUUUGGGUUUUCAAAUAAAUUUUUCAAAAAAUAACUUCUGUGUGUAUUAUUUUGUUCCUCAGUGUUCAUUCAUAACAGUGGUUCAGAGAAUGGUCGAAAAACAACAGCUUCAGCGCAGACUGUGUGUCGGCGAAUUUCAGUUGCAACUUUGACUUUCAUAGCUGGAUUUCCCCAGACAGUUUUCGAUAAAAAGCUAGUUAAUUUCUUUUUAAAAUUAGUGUUACCUGUUAUUCUAAAGGAAUUACAGUCAAAUUUUCUCAUUUCUACUUUACGUUUAUUUCAAAAAUUGUCACAUAAAUAAGCUUGAUAUUUAUUUCAUUUAUUUAGUUUUAGCUUAUUUUUUAGAGUCUUUUUAGUUGGUGUUUAUAGUUGCAGCUAAAGUUUUUCCCUCAAUAUUAAGAGCAAGCAGACAGAUGCCAUUCAGAAUAACAACGAAAAACAUUUUUCAAUUUACCGGAAGACGGAGAAGGGUUGAUUCAGCGAAAGAAAAACUCAAAGGCAAGUUGUUGAAAAACAUAGAACAUGAUUUGUUUACGUGCAGGCAGAUGGCAGCAUACAUGAACUCGUACCAAUGACUCAACCGAAGGCAAAUGGAAAAUAAUAUUUUUCUCUUUUGAUUAUGUUAUAAAAGAAAUGGUAAACGUUGCAGCGGUGCAACCAUGGAGUUAUGGAUGCACUUGGGAGGUUUGCUAAGCACUCAAGAAGCUAGAGUCGAACAAGGCAAUACGCUUAUUUCGUACUUAACAACCUCCCGCGUGCAUCCAUAACUCCAUGGCUGCACGCUGCACGUUUACUAUUUCUUAAAUGGAUUACACCACUGAGGAUUAGUGAUUUGGGUUAUGAAACUUAGUGAAUCAAGCUUCAUGUCAGUUUGUCCAAAUGAAACUUGAUUCACUCACUUUCCUAACCUUAAAUCACUAGACUUCAGUGGGGUAGUCGAUUUUAGGGUAAUCGAUAUGGGUAGUCCAUGGACUUGGGGUCAGUGUUUUGUCCACCACCAAGAGAAAGAGGGGUGCAGAUAAUUAUUAACUGUAAUGGUCCAAAAGACUACAAGGAGCGUCAUGCUACACAAAGCUCCUACCACGUGGGGUUCAUUAGCUUGUCUACGCCUUUACACAUCGACUAUAAAGAUACUUUGAAUGCUAACAAACCUGUGAACAUAUGCUGGGCUUCUUCGCUCUUGUUCACGUCUGGAUGAUAUUUCAGCAACAAUUCAUAAUACGCGGCUUUAAUUUCAGCCUGUGUGGCGGAGUGCGGCACAUCCAGGACAUCAUAAAGUGAUCGCUAGCCUGCUUAGCAAGCGUUUCCAAUCGAGUUAUUGCGCGAAAGUUAGAGCGGAAGCAAAAAAAAGGUCCCCCGUCAUUCUUUUUUUUUUUUUUUUUGCUCUUGUCCCAGCUUUCUACACGAAUCUCGCGAGGAAACGCUUGCUACGCAGGCUAAGUGAUCGCCGUUUGGAAAAUGUGCGGCGGUGAAGACAUCUUGCAGUGAUGGUUUUCACAGGACGAAAUGAAGAGAGGAACGAGAGUACAUGACGUCCGACGUUUUGUGCCUCAUUUACUGCAUAUUUUGUCCAGCAAGAGCCACACUUCAGUCCAUCGUGAGUGUUAAAUUUGUAGGGAACAUGGAUAAAAUCUUAGAAAAAUAAAGUUCAUCGACGAACUCGAAAGAAAUGAGGAAAAAUUACGAUAAGUUUCAUUACCAAAGGUCGUGAUGCAGCCGCCAUUAAUUAAAAACAUAAACUAAUACCCAGAUCUCCCGCUCAAAAUAUCAAGACAACUCUUUCCUAGUCUCGACUCACCUCUGCUUCAGGAUGAGGCCAUGAGGCUAAGCCAUUGGUGCUCUGGAAGGGUAAACGAAGCCGUCCAUAGAAUGAGACUCAACCUUACAAUCCACCUCGAUGUGACGAUCUGUUUAUCCUUGCAUGAGCCUCGCUUGUUCCAUUUCGGUGGGGUCAGACAACAUAGCAGGGAGCAUGCAAUGAAUAUAAUUAUGGACCUUACGAAACUUCGACGGCGAAGAACGGAGAACGUCAAAAAAACAAUAGGUUUAAUGAGCAAAAUAACAACUCUGCACGUGCAUCACGCUUUUUUGCACAUUUCUUUGCUGUCUCUGCACAACAACGAUGUGACAUGACCACACUUUAAGUUUACUUGAGUACGGGAACGACGAGGCGAUAAAUUCUACCAUCUCUGUCUGAACUUGGGCGCGGCCCCCACUCUUCAGCUCCAACCAAAAUUCCCUUCUUUUAAGUUACAGGGCGAAUUCGGAUAAUCGCAAAAACGUCUAAAAGGAUGCGAAGUCUAUUUUUCAGCAACGUCUUAAUGGACGUCUUCUGAGGACAACAGCCGACCGCAGAGGUAUCAUCUCUUACACAGUCGAAACGUCGCGAUAAAGAAAGGACGCUUAAUGUAUGAAAAAAUAAGAAUAAUAAUAAACAAAGCCUAGCAUACAGCAACCAUUUUCAAUGAUAAAACUUCAUGAUAUUAAUUGUGAUUUUAUAUGAUCUGAAUGGUUCGAUUUUACUGAUAAUUAAUUCACACAUUUAUGGCACUUUAAAGACUUUUUUUUUCCAAAUAAAAUAACUGGUGACUGAUUUGACUUAUAGUUUUGUUUUAUAAGUACGUUGAGGCUGCAAAGAGAAAAUGAAAAAAAGACAGCAACAGGAGCCCAUAACCCGGAGCGAGAAACUUCCAUGCGCUAGUGUCACGGCGUUUUUACGGAGCAGUUUACUUUGAGAACGGUUUUAGAGCGAAUUUUGAGUAGCUUCUAAAUAUCCAAACCAGUCAGCCAAACCUUCAGACCUAAAAUGAUUUAUAUAUUUUUUCCUUUUAAAAACGUUUAGUUUUCCUCUUUGAUAUCUUAUUCUUCGAAUGCUCUCCAUAGACAUGGUGGAGAUUCUAUGUUUGCGGGAAAAAGUGAGUCUAAAAAUAAACUGGUCCCUAACCAUUCAAGGUCACCCAGUGACUCAAACCAACGCGAAAAUGAGAACAGUCUGGAGCCCAUAGAGCGAGAUUUGCAAAACCUAGCCAGGACGUCUACUUCAUCGGCGACAACGCAUAAUUCACGCAAAGGGAAUUAAAUCGAAAUUAUCUUCGAAAUAGCCGACUGUGAAAAGGUCCAAGCGAGCUACUAACAGUCUUAACGACGAUCAAAUUAAGGAAAUGAUCUCCUGGGACAGUUAUUUUUCGCGGGAAAAGAUUAUCUAAAAAUAAACUCACUUGUAAAAACGCCGUUGCACGCAUUUAUGGCAGUUGAACGCUCCGGGUUAUGGGCUCCUGGAACAGUUAGUCUCCUCAGUCUCAGUCCCCCCAAAAAAAUUAAUUAAUGUAUCCCUUCUAAAGUCUGGCAAGAAGGAGUCGACGCAUCGAUGAGCAAACGUCUAAACAUCUAAGAGACCACUGUAAACAAGAGUUACACAGCAGCGAGCUCGCCAUUUUUCAAUGAAAAAUUUAAAACAAUGCUUACAACCCCUAAGAUGCGAGAAGAGGUGUUCAGUUACAUUGCUCUUUUCGCGAGUUAAGUUACGAAUCGACACGAGGCCGAAAAGGUUUCGAGCCAAGGACUUCCGGACCACUAAUUACUGAGUUCGUCUCAGUAAUGGAGGAGGGGUUGGGGGGAUCCUUUCAAAACUGUACGGGAGUCAAAAAUGAUUGUAACUUAGUGCGUUGUAUUGUAACAAAAAAUUCUUCUCCCCGUAGGAUUUUUGAGUAAUCUUAAUCCCAGCUCUGCCUAAAUAAUACCGAAAAAAACCUGCUGACAUUUUUUUCUGAACUAUGUCUGAUUGUAGGUUGUAGCAAGUGAUACGCUACAACAACUCCAGGUCAAGAUUAGCCUACGGGCAAGCUCUCCAUUUAGGGGUUACCGUGAAAAGUACACGCGCGAGUAGCGCGCGAGGGAAGACAAAUAUAUGGAGAGCUUGCUCGCAGGCUAGUGCAAGAUAGUUUUGCUUGAAUGUAGCGGUAUUUAUUGCUUUGCAAACAAAUAAAUACUUCGAUCAUAGAUUAAACAGAUAGAUUUUGUAGUCUGGGAGCCCAUCAUAAGCCAGAGAAUUGAACAUAAUAUGAUUAUUGACCAGCUGACUUGAAUUUCUUUUUAUAUCCUGCCUGGAAUAAAUCUCGUUCUUAAAUUUCUAGUACCUCACCCUUAUUUUAGGAGUACCCACCGGUUUUCUGAAAAUUCAGGCUGGCAUUUCCUGAGAGUGACUUAAAUAACUAGUAUUCAUUUCUAACUCAUCGAAUUACAUUGGAAUGAACUAGGGUGUCUAGAAUCAUGUCGCACAUUUGUUCUCAAGUUCAGUCGUUUUAUGGCCAAAAACCGCGGAUGAAACAGUGUUAAGCAAGGACAAGUUUACCAAAUACGCUUUGAGUAAUGUCAGAAUUACAGAAUUCUUUCUUCUUAUUACUGUAUGUUUAUUCACCCCAACAUGUCAAAGUAAGAACUGCAAGAUCAUGUUUUCUCAAAAAAUAGAUAACAUGCUCCUAAUUUGCUCAUUUUCGUUGUUUCUACAUAGAUGUGUCAAUAAAGAAACUAAUAACUCAUUGAAAUUGUCCACUUAGCCAAACGGGCGAGCUUGUGAAAAUAUUGAAGGUCGAGAAUUUGGGAUAAGUAUAGUCUUUAUGCCAACAUGACGUCUGUUUCCUCCUUCAUAUCAUCUGUAUCAUUAUCGCUACUAAAACGUUCCUUUAAUUUAGGUUUAUUCUGCAGUUCUUUCGGGCAUUCCUACAGAGGAAAUUGUUGACUUUUUGCGCAUUUUGUACAGUUAAUUGUUGCUUCAGAAUUCAGGCGAGGCUUCUCGGAUGUUUUGAUAAGGUCUUAACCUACCAUCAAAUUCUCGAAAUAAAUAAUAAUUAAGUGUAUAAUGUGAAGGGGUAUAAUAGGGUAGUUUGACAUCGUAAUUUUGAAAAACUGACAAGUAUGUUAAUGAUCAGCAGUACUGAAAUAGGAACCAUUAGCUAGAUAACACUUAUUUAAUCUAUUCAUUAUUGAAUAAAAUUUAACUUCCGCAUUUUUAAGGACUCAGUCUAAUUGCUCGAAUGCAUCUUUAACUGAGACCUUCGGUCACUGGCAAGCAAGUAACUAGAAAUACAUUUUCUCUUGCUUUACUCGGCUACAGAAAUAAGUCGUCGUCCAAAUAAAUUAGAGCCAGUGGGGCUCGGUCAAUAGUCUAGCUCUGUUUGACAUCUUACUUUGUCUCUUUUGUUCGACUGCUUUGUAAUCGGAAACAGCAUGACCUUUGGGGAGUACAAAAUGAUUCUCUCUUUUUGUUUCGGUUCCCUAAUAAGGUCUAAUUAAUGCAUAAAAACUGUUUUUGGCAUGUAUCAACACAAUUACGAUUAACCAAAAACUGUGAUACAGUGGAAUCUAGAUAUAACGAAGGGCAUGGCGACUUACAAAAUAUGUUCUUGGUUCGCCAUAUCGAGGCUUCUCCUCUUACAAAACCAUUUCAGCAGCUACAAAUAAGGGACAAAUUAUAGUGUUGAGACACUUCAAUAAAAUGGCUCCUUUUUUGCACAGUGGGCAUACCUAUCCCCUCCCCUUGUGUAUCCCCACCCAUCCCCAGAAUCAAUGUUGUAUUUAGACCUUCAUGUCUUUUGCUAAAAACAAACAACAUUGAGUGGGAGAUGGGGGGAUUUAGUUUACGUCGUUUAAACAGAACUAAAUGAUAAAUGAAUGAAAUCAUGGUUGAUAAAAGCGCGCGUGUUAGACAAGUAGAAAGUGUGCCAACUACAUUUGUCCCUAAUUGUACAUGUAGCCCCACUUAAAGGGGCUGUGUCACGGCAGUCCAGUUCAUUUUGUUUAAUUUUGCUAAUUACUCGCCCUCAAUCUCUAUGGAACUUAAAGUAAGCAAAGAAAUUACAUGUGUAAAUGACAAAAUCAGAGAUCCGUUACAAACAAAUAUUUAAACAGCAUUAUUUUUUAAGCUGCAAGCAGCAGGGAUCAACUAUGAAAAACUGUUAGGCUGAACAGUUUUCAAAAACCCUAAUUUCAAUCCGUUUCAGUCUUCUUUAGUUUUGCCCAUCCGUGGCAUCUGUUGUUUCUGUUAUCUUAUUUUAACCUUCCUAUAAAGUUUUAAGCGAUUAUUUUUAUAUUAUAAUAAUAAUAAUAAUAAUAAUAAUAAUAAUAAUAAUAAUAAUUUUAUUUAUAUAGCGCUAAAAUCCAAUAAUUGUCCAAAGCGCUACCUAAUUACAAAAUAGAAUAUAAAAAAUCUAAAUUAUAAGAUAUCUACAAUAUACAAUAUAAUUCAAAUAUAGCCUAAGUUACCUACUAUGUAAAUCAAAAACAUCUUAAAACAAAAGGAAUCUCAUAACCUAUAUGCUAACUUAAAUAAAAAAGUUUUAAGGGAUUGCUUAAAAGUUGCCACUGAAGCACAUUUCCUAAUCUCUAGAGGUAAAUCGUUUCACAAUUUAGGUCCUGCAAUAGAGAAAGCUCUGUCUCCAUAUGUUUUCAAUCUGCUUCUUGGAACCACUAAAUAUUCUUUACAUGAAGAACGCAAUGACCUAGAGUAUGUUUUAAAAUUCAAAAGGUCAGAAAUAUAAGAAGGUGCAAGGCCAUGAAGGGCCUUGUAUACCAAUAAAAGGACUUUAAAAGUUAUUCUAAACUCAACUGGUAACCAAUGAAGAUUAAUUAAAAUAGGAGUUAUAUGAACAUGCUUCGGUGUCAGCGUGACAACGGGCAUUUUGUAAUACCGUAUCCUAAUCUGGCUGAAUUUCGUGACACAGCUCCUUUAAUUUAACGGGCAUUUUGUAAUUUCCUAAUUUGGCUGAAUUUCGUGACACGGCUCCUUUAACUGCAUGGACACUUCCUGAGGGUUAUAUACAGGGAGUUUCUCUUGACUUACACAUUUUUUUCCGUUUCAGUGUAUUUGCUAUGAUUUUUUUGGCGAAGUUUUAUUGGUGUUUUUGUUGUUGCAGUACCAAAUGUUCCACCAGCUAAUGUCAAUGAAGUUCCAGCAAACAAUUCAAAAUGGCGCUAUAGCGAACUAUACAGUCACCUACAGAGAGUUGCCUAAUGGUAGUCCAACAGCAGAAGUGGUGAUUGCUCCAAAAAGAAAUGCUACAUUGACAGGUUUGAAAAAAUUUACCAACUACAGGAUCACGGUGUUUGCGUCUACUGCUAAAGGAGGUGGCAAUAGAAGUGAUCCCAUUAUUUUCAUUACAGACGAAGAUAGUAAGUACUAUUCUGCUCUUUAUUAA